Xyrichtys novacula (pearly razorfish) is the source of this 48666-nucleotide messenger RNA. Lineage: Eukaryota; Metazoa; Chordata; Actinopteri; Labriformes; Labridae. The record is from the annotation of a GenBank genome assembly.
GUUUCCACAUGAGUCCCGCACAGUGUUUGACUUCUGACACUCCUCUCCCAGCAUGGAAAACACACCUCAGUCCAGAUUUCAACUUUAGAAAAACCGCUCACUCUUCAAACCUUGGAUUAUGGAUUCUUCUACUAACAGUCUGGGUAAGUUGAGUGUUAAAUGUUAGUGAAGUUUGUGUGUCUUUGCCCUUCAUUUAUCGGCAGCAUUAUGGAACGUUUACAGAUGUCGGUUAUUCCGCUCACAUCGUGACGGAGGGAACACUUCUCCAAAGUGCGUAAAGAAACGUGACAGUAAAAGUUAUUCUCCUUUAUACCAAAAUAUAGAAGUCACACAACAUGAUCUAUAUUAGUUUUUAAAACUGAAAGCUCUUCUCCAGAGUUCGGCCUGUGCAACAUCUUUCUUUCCUACUUGUGCAUCUGCCAUGAGGUAGUUUUCAGUUUGAUGGUACAGUGUUUUCUCAGUGCUUGCUGAAGCAAUUCUUAGUGUAUUUUGACAGGGGAAAUCAUAAUAAGGGAGUUUAGUGUUGCUUGUGGCGCUACACUGAAAUACGAGAUCUAAAGUGAAAAUUGGAUUUUUUUUCACAUUUUAAUCGGUCUAUUGGUCUGAAGUAGACGCCCCUAAGCUGUUUGAUUCUGCAAACACAGAUAAAACCUCUUCAUUGUUAUUGCAUGUAGUGUUGCACACUGACAGCAGCCUUUGUGUCGUUGUGUGGGAGUGUGCAGAACAUCCUGGUGUGUUGGUAAACAUCUGCUCUUUCCAUUAUCUGCUGCUUGCUGCUUUCACUUUGAGCCCAAAUGGACUGGACCUGGAUUCAAACUGUUGCUUUACCUUGGCACGCGGGCUCAGUUCAAAUUUAAGGCGUGACUAUAACUUUUUUUCUGUGUUUAUGAAUCCUGCUGUCAGUGAUGUGGAGCGGUUGUGGAGUUUGUAACUGAAGAGUGUGUAGUUAUUGUUAAAAUCAGUGUUUUUGUCAGUGAGGUUUGGUGCAUGAGGAGCUGGUUGUGUUUUCAAACUGUCAAACCACCCUAAGGGGAAACUCAGCUGUCUUGUGAAAAAUUCACAAAAAUUUAAAGUGCAUGCAUAAAGAUGGCACUGAAUGACUUUUUAAUACUUUAACCAAGUUUAGAAAUGUGCAGACAUCAGGUUUUUACUCAAACUGGAGAAUUGUGGUGCACAAAGCUGGUCUUGUUGCACAUCUGUAGGCCCUCACUGUCCCACCUUGUGUGCUGAUGUUGUGUUUACUUGUCUUGUAAAAUGGUGGGGUGGUGAGGCACAGGGGAACAGUAAAUAUCACAUGCGGAUGCACUCCAGCAUCUGUGAGUAUGGCUGCUGUGGCUCGGUGCUGCAUGGAAGUGAAGAGCACGGACCCCCUGCAGAGACUGCCUCCUCCUCCUCCUGUCUUCAUUAGUGUUAAUCUUCAUGAUUAAUCUGGUCUUAUGUCCUUUUCACAUCCCCUCCUGUCUGUGUUUUACAGUCAGCUGACAUAUGAAAAGUCAGAUGAUGUGAGGUCACUGGUUCCUGAUGCACAGAUACCUAAUAACAAAGUUUGUCCACCCGUAUUGUCUGAAAUGUUUGUCUGCGGUUUGGUGAAAGUCUUGCUUAAAUUGCAGUUACGAAAUGCAACCUGAUGAGAAAUAUUAAGCAUUUACACAGCAACAGAAGCAAUGAAAACACUGAAAAUUUAAGUACACAGUAUCACAGGAUAAAAAGAGUACAAAUUUACAGAUUACAUGCUUUCAGGACCUUUAUGACAACUGGAACUCCUGAAGUUUCUUUCACUGCACGUGAAGACUGUGAUAAACAUGGGUUGAAGUUAUGGACUUAAAAUUGUUUCCAAACUACAAAAUACUUUUAAACAUGUGAUUGAAAACACACACAAAAGUUUUCACUGCAUCCCUGUUAGUCUUUUCUUUAAAGUGGGAAUAUCAAAACGAACAAUUAAAUAAUGUGGAUAUUAUUAACUCAAUUCAGAAACUAAAAAUAGUUUAUUUGUUCACUGAUUUUACAUCAAAUUCAAGAAUUUGGAUUUUAGUCUGAGAAGUGAUCUGGUUUCCAUCUGCACUCUAAGUAAUAUUGACCAAUCAGGUGUCAGCAGGAAAAUCAGUCUGUAUGGAGAGCAAAAGAAGGAGGAACACAGUCCUCCGUAAUGACCUCCACCUCUCAUGGUUGGUGAUCUGAGGAGGAUUUGUGUCUCUGUAUGAAGGUCAGCUAACAAUCUGUUCAAGAUCAAACAUUCACACUGAGACACUAAUCUGACUGAUGCUGAGUCACUGAAGACAAUCAGAGUUUAGAUUUACGGACUUUCCUGAAUACAUCAGAAAUGAUGGAUCUGACCUCCAUUCAACAAUAAACAUUUUCAAAGUAGUUUUCAUCUCGUCUUUAGUACAGACCUGACAAAACUGGACUUCGGAUGAAUCAGCAUCAUGACGUCAGUUUAUUUUUCCGGUUCGUAUUGCUGAAGCAAUUCCGAGUAAAAUCUUUCUGUUACCUCCUUUUUCCAGUAAAACUGAGAUUAAGCACAAUCAAACAAACCAUAAGCAAGAGUGAAAUUUUAGUGGCACUUUAUAGAGUGAAGCCUCUGAGAGAAUAUUUACAGAGAAACCAAGACUCUCCACAGACAGAUGAAGGUGCACUUCUCUGGGGAAUCUAACAAACAGAGAAAUGACAGUGUUUAUCAUUCAGAGUUCAUCUGGGGGGUGAAUUUCUCUUCUGAUUUGAUCAUACAGUCGCUCCUAAAUAUGCCAACUGGACUGUAAUUGAUGCAGCACAUUGAAAAUAAGGUCAUUUAGUCAGUUUGAAGUAACUGUUAUUUAUGAUGGAUAUGCAGUGGAGUGGGCCGUGGUUUCUGGAGGUAUAUGUAGUUAAACUGCUCAAUCACAGUCUGUUUGGUUCACAAACUCACUGACAGUGUUCUUGUCAGUCACAGUGGUAAGAUAAGAGAACGAGUAUGAUCCUCUAAUGUUUUCUUUUCAGGGUGGAUGGAGGUAUUUGGAACAGACUUGAAGUUGCAUCACUUUCCCAGAAUGCUGUUAAACAGCUUUUUUUUUCAGAGGAAUAGAAUUCUGCUGUAGUCAGGAGGCAGACCGUCAUUGUUUCUAAGUAUUAGGGCUGUAGUUUCAACACUCUUUGAAGCAACCACAUCCAUAUUUACACAUUUACUGUGAAGUUUAUCAGCAAGUUAAUUUGAUUCAUGCAGCAUGCAAACACGAAAUGCAUGCAUGCUGUAUUUACAUGGACACCUUUAAAGGCAGAACUGCAUUGUCUGCUGAGGUUGAUUGUAGGUUUUGACGGACGAGACACAACAUGCAAAAAAAGGAAGCAAUCUUUUCUUGUGGUAUUAGAAUUCAAAAAGUCAAAUGUCAGUCAGCUUAAUCAGGCCAGUUAACAGCAUUUUGAAAUAGCAAGUAUUGGUUGAUGCUUUUAGAUCAGGUCAUGAAAUAGAAAAAUAUGUCGGGUCAUACUACAUAUAUAAAAAUCUAUCCGGUAACUUUUCGGUAAGUUUGAGCUAGAGCAAAGACACUAACUGAAAGUACUACUGCCAUAAAUAAGAGGUUAGUGGAGGAUGUGACACAGAAAUAUGCAGUAUAAAUGAUGGAUUGAAGUAUAAACACAAGCCAUGCAGUUUUUAACUUCAUAUUGAAUGAAUAAGGACCAGAAAAGAUAUGUUUGGAACAUUAAAAACCUCUGUUUUAGUCUCUGUGUGAAACUUUGUCUCUGUGUUUAAAUCUCAAAUCUGAAGCUCUAAGAUACUUCCAGACAUAAAUCUGACAGAGUCCACAUUUAUUAUUUUAGAUUAAGUCACUCAGAUUAAUGUGUAAAUCUCUGGAUAUUACGUCAUCAGAAUCUUUAAACCUCGUCACUCCUCACUCUGAGCUGCAGAGAUUUACGACCCAUCAGACCAUCACUCAGGUUUUGUUGUUUCGGAGCAUGCUCAGUCCUGUUUUCUGAUUGCGUCUGUUCCUGGGAGAUAAAGCAGUGAUGUGAUGACAGUGAGAGUGAGUUGACCUGCUACCAGAGUGUGAGCUCACACAUCCACCAUCCUCUCUGAUUUUAGUUAUUUUAGAGGCGUUUACUCGCUAAGACAGGAGACAAAGAUUUAACAGCAUAACAGAAAGACUUACUUUAAAUGUCUGUUCACUAAAGCGUCUAAAUUAAGAGGCUGAACUGCUGCUCAUAAUAAACAUCUGUAGCAGUGGUUCUCAAGUCCAGUCCUCGAGGCCCACUGUCCUGCAUGUUUUGGAUGUUUCCCUGCUCCAACACACCUGAUUCAAAUGAUCAGCUCGUUAUGAAGCCAUUACAGAGCUUGAUAACGAGCUGAUCAUUUGAAUCAGGUGUGUUGGAGCAGGGAAACAUCCAAAACAUGCAAGACAGUGGGCCUCGAGGACUGGAUGGGGAACCACUGCUCUAUAGGACUCUUCUACUACAGAGCCAUGCUGUUAUAAUCCCUGUUGUCAGAAUGUGGUUUGUCAUUGUCUUGCUGAAAUAUGAAGGUCUCCCCUGUAGAAGUCAUUGUCUGGAUGGCAGCAGAUGUUGCUCCUAAACCUGUAGAUAUUGUUCAACAUUAGUGGAGCCUUCAUAGAUGUGGAAGAUACCCAUGACAUGGACUCUGAUGAUCCCCAUACUAUCAGGGAUCCUGGUUUUGGAUUGAUAACAAGCUGUGUGGUCCCUCUGCUCUAUAGAGAGGAGGAUGCAGCUGUGUCAUCAGUCCACAGGACAGUUUUCCUCUCCCCCUCACCUGAAAUGGGCUCAGGUCCAGAGAAGUCUCUGGUUUCUAUCUAGUUUCCUCUUUGCAUGGCUCAGUUUCAACCUCAUUUGUGGAUGCAGUGAUAAACUCUGUUCACAGACAAUGGUUUUUGAAGUGAUUCUGAGCCCAUGCGGUGAUUUCCACUCCAGAGUCCGGACUUUUUUAAUGCAGGGCUGCCUGAGGGCCUGAAGAUCAGGACAGUCUAGUCUUGGUUUUAGUCCUUGUCCCUUUAGUUCAGAGAGUUCUUCUAAUGAUAUUAUGGACUGUAAACACUAAAAUCUAAAAUGUUAGCUCACACAUCAACAUUUAUGUCCUAUUUGAGGUUGUAAACGUUCCUUUUAGAUGCCCUCUAAGAUGCAGAUUAAUGCUUAUAUGACACAGUUAGAUUUAAACAUGAGGGUAUUUUGAGGACAUACGGUGGUUUUGGCUCCACGAUCAUAACUGCAGUUAGUCUGUCGAAGAGCGGGGGCAGAGAAAGUGUUCAUCUGUGGCGAUGCUUUGCUCAGUUUCACUCUCAGACUCCCGUGCAGGGGCGUACAGGAAGUUGAGCGGUGGUGUGGCGUCAGAGUCAAAGCAGAGAACAUCACAUUGAGAGCACUGCACUCUGGGAGAAUGGCGUUUGUGGGAGGUUGAGGUCAUUAUUCAGGUUAGAUGAAGAGAGAAAGAGUGGGCAGUGACCGUGAGAAUAUGCUGCAUGUGAUUUAAACUUUCAUUUCAUGUGACGGUCUGUCACCUUGGGGACGUGUUGGGGAUGUUUUGGGGGCGUUUUGGGGACGUGGCAGUCUGGAUGACAAACAGAUUUCCUGCAGAUAAAAAGAAAAGCAGGAAUGCAUGCUCAGCUAAUUAUAUCUGCUGCUUCCACUCUGCUCCUGGCUCGACUCCUGGACGGAUGAAAAGGGAAGUUUUUGUAAACUUGAACAUCAACCAGUUGGACCAGAAAGUCUGUAAAGUCGAGACUUCACAACAGACUCCCUCAAGUCCAAGAAUGUGUGGCUGUGCAGCUGUCAGGCCGCCAGCCUCCCACAAGACCUGAAUCAACCUCCAGGCUCAAAAACACUCAAAAUCAAACACCAAGUUUGUUUUUUCUUUGCUUUUCCUCUUUUUUAAAGGCAUUAUUGGAGACGAGAGGCUUUUAAUUUGAAAUUCACCAAACUGUUUUUGUGCACUCACAUGUAGGAGGAGUGAAACUGCAGAAAAACAUGUUUUUUCCUCAUUCUCCAUUUUUACAAACCUGCUUUAAUUUCUCUUAUAAACUCUCUGGCCUGUCUCUUAAAGUGCCAGUUUUCAACAGACGUCAGCUGCAGUCUCUCUCUCUACAUUUUAUAGUUUGUCUGACUCACCAAAUGAACCUUAAUCGACCGUGGAUUAUAUCCAGAAAUUAGAGCGACUGACUGAUCCUGCUCCUGUUUUUAUGGGACACAGGGCGGCUGCAGGAAUUUUAUAUAGCAGUGAUUUGACUGAGUUCCCUUUAGUUUAAAAACGGGCCUCAUGAUCGGCAGAGCGUUUGAUCCAAAAAUCAUAAAUGUCGUCUGUAACUUUCAAAGUAAACCAAAAUAGAUGACAUAAAUAGAACUAAUAUUUAUAAUUUGGAAGCUGAAUGUGGGGUUCUGUGACUUUAAAGCUACUCAAAGGUAUUCCAGUGCACACAUAAUAGUGCACUGAAUUGAUGCUGGGGUCACAAUAACAUUUGUUCAUGUUUUAUUUAAAGGGUGUGAGUGACUUAAUUUAUGUUCGAGCUUUAGAGAAGAGAUUCAUUCAUAAAAAUGUUACUUGUGGUGCUUUUAUUUUGACAUUUUUUGACAUAUUUACUAUUUUGAUGACAGCCAUGCUUUUAUUUUGGAAGGGUUCCUCUGUCGGGGUUCAUAGUAAAGUGACAGAAAUAACUAAAAAGAGCUAAAAGAGGACGAACAUCAGUUUUAUGAGCCUCCCUGCAGAGACAUAAGGGCCUAGCCUCUUUCAACACUUUAAAUCUCUCUCUCUCUCUGUGUCUCUCUGUGUGUGUCUCUCUCUCUCUUUCUCUUUUACACGAUCUUAAUGGUCUAAUGCUGAUUUUUGCAGCUAUUAGUUAGUUGUCUGCAGAUAUAAACACUUAUUUUAACAUACAGAAAUUUUAAUUUAGAGCAAUAGUAGAUCAUAUAUGUUGGUUUGUUAAAAUAAACCUGUGAGUAAAAUGAAAUUUAAAAUGAUCAUGAGUGUAGAUGAAGUACUCAGGUGUUGGUGCACAAAAAGAGCAUAGAUCUGCUCAGACUGAACAGGGUGAAUAUAUUCAGUAAAGAUCUAUGUGUCAUAUUUCUAUACUCAGGCUGACAUUGCUUCUAACUGGACCAUCACAGACCUUUUCUGUGGGACAGAAAAACUCCUAAUGUUGCAGAAACAGUUUGUGGGCGGAAAGCUGCCGCUCUCACAAAACAAGUGGACUUACUGUAAGUGGCCAAGUUACACCGCCUGGUUUUUGGAGCUGAUAUCAAACAGAGCAAAUUAACAGAGUUAACCCCACAGAUUUUAAUGACAAACCCAAUUUCACAGUCUCAUUUUAAGCAAAAAAAAGGAUCAUAUUUGCUCCAUUUUACAGCGGGUAAACAUGCAGAAUCACAGUAGGUGAAAAAUAGUCAUAAAAAUUAUCAAAGUGUUUCCUGUUUUCGUCCCUCUGUUUGACUCUGAUUGUUAUCAUAAGAGCUUGGCAGCAUCAGAGGGAGAUAAACCUGUUUGUUACAGAGGGAGAAACAGCUGUCACAUCACUGUCCGCAAACACACCAGACCUCACUCACAAAAACGUCUAUUUUACCUGCAGAAACACAGGAGUUUUUGGUAGCCUCGAAGUUUAGGUUUGUUUUUGACCUUUGUGUUUGUUUUGUUCGGUGUUUCUGCAGCACACAGUAACACCGAACAGUCCAGUCAGGACCAGCAGCUCAGGUUGUGAGUGAGAUUUAAUUUCUGUAAUUGUUAAUGGGGUUUGGUGGCUGCUACAACAAUCAUGAAACUAUUCACUCCUGAGUGUUCAAACCCUAAAAUAAUCAGAAAUAGAGCUUGAGGUUAAAAGUGUGGAAUUCUUAUUUUCGAAGAAUGUCAAAUAUUUAGAGAUUUCCCACAUGGAUAAACCUCGUUGAUAGUGCUCGUGUCUUUGUAGUUUUCUUCUUUUUCUGAAGUAGUUAAUCUCCUGUACCGUGUUAUCCAUGUUUCUAUACUGUGGUUAAGCCUUGAGGUGUUUAUCUGAGGCAAUCAGAAGAAAUAAGAGUCUGUUGUCUGCCAUGUUUGAAAAGCAUUCAUGCAUCAUUUCCUGUCAUUUCUCUGCUGCUGCUUCUCUGUGUGCAGGAAUGUCGGAUUCAGACGCCUCCAGAGGAAACACUGAGGCGCUUUGACACGACCAGACCGCUGAAUUUACAAGACGAAAUGCCAAACAGUGCGACACAUAAUGAGCAUUUCUCACAGUAACAGCUCAAUGUUAACAUGGUGGUCUUAUGGAUGAAGUCCGAGUUUGAAAAGGAAUUCCGGGGAAUUGGAUUCGGAUCAAAUUCCUGCUUCCCAUGAGCCGCUGCCAAACAGAGAUGAGUCACCGCAGAGACGACUCGUAACUGAAAAAUGAAAACAAGAAAAGCAGACGUUCAGAGAAAAGAGCGGGAGACUGUUGAUGCAUGCAGAUACGUGUGUGUGUGUGUGUGUGUGUAUGUGUGUGUGUGUGUGUGUCCUUGCUCUACUGUACUUCCUUGCCGAUAAUGCCGGUCUGUAAAUACUCUGUAAUAACCUGUGGUAACCUCUGUGCAGUGACUGUAACUGUAGAGUAGAUCAGUUUGGACGUGUUUGUGAAUCUGAGGUUUGUUUCAACUCCUUGAUUGUUUCUCACAGGCUCUGUAUCUGCAGUUUGGUCAUGCUUCAUAGAAGAAAUAAUACUUCCCUACAGAAGCUAAUGACACACCUUUGCCUAACCUGCAAAUACAACAGAAUCCUCAUUCUCAAUCCCCGAGAUUUUCAAAUUCAGAAACACCGACAGAUAUUCAGUUAAAACACAAGAAAAUUAAAGUUCAGUGUGUUUUAUCAGUGUUAAAAACUUAGAAAUAACAAUCAUUUAUUGGUAGAAAAUUUAGCUUAAGAUCUCGACCUUUGACCUGAGCAACCUCAGAAUAAAUCUGCUGAUCUGUUCAUAAAACUCCCUGAAAUUGUCAACAGAGCUGCUCCAUCAGAUCCCCCUACUUCAUCUAUUUGAUGCUGUAAGUCUGACUUCAGCUGCAGUAACACUCUGCGCUAAGCUCUCAAGAGCAGGAUAACAGGGAAGUGACGGGCAUGCAGCCAGCGUAAACACACUUUUUUCAGUUGCCCGCAAAACCCACAAUGCACUGCAGUAUUCCUACUUUGCUACGUUACUUUUUCAAGCUCUAUUCCUGUGCAUGUUUACAGUCUACAGUCAUGUGACACACAGAUACAGAUGCUCUCUGCACAACCGUCUGUGUGUGUUGAAAUGAGCUGCAGCAUUAAAGUGAGUUCAGGUUAAUCCUUACCAAAGACUGAUCCUGGACCAUAAAGAGGCCCAUGGACUUCUGUGCAGGCACAGUUUACAGAUAGCAUGUUCAAACAUUAUUCAGAUCAGCCCUGCUUUAAUAAUAUCACUCAGGUAUUAUGUAGCACCUUUGUGGCAUUAAGUUUGAGGUAUUGAACUCUUCAGCUACCACUUGCAGGUUUUGCAGAUGGGUAAUCGGUCAUCUUUGUUGGCUUGUUGGUCUUUCUUGGUGUACCCGACAGGCCCCCCACACUGCUGACUUCACUCCUUUCUUCUGUGGGCACAAAACUUCAGUCUAGUCCUUCUGCCAUAGUUAAGCUAACGCAGUGUGGCCUCAAUGUCUCUAUAUAAUCGCGGUACAUGACACACCAGUCACCAGACAACAGUGCAGUAAAGCCUUCAUAAUUAUGUCAGAGUGACAUUUAAAACCAGUUCAUUCCUACUUACCUACAAUUAACAUCACAAUUAUACACUUCAGCACUGCUGCUUUAAGAAAAGUUGAUUUUUCCAGCACAAAAACAUUUAGUAUGCUGCGUUCCAGAUGCACAUGGAAAUUCUUCUGGAAUGCCCCCCUGAAGUCAGAUUUCCGACUUGGAAAGUCGGAUGAUACUCACCAACCCUGACUUGACGAUAAUGUCAUAAUCCAAGAUGGCAGCGCAGUGCAUCAACGGUAAAGAGUAACAGUGAAAGCUCUCGUAAUGUAUUAUUUAUUAGCACUUUUGUAUUGUUUUUGUGAAAUUAAAUUAGUGGUUUAUGUUGUACUGCCCAACGGCUAACUGUGAACAUGGUGCUAUGGUGUUUGUAAAAGUAAAAUACUGUGUCAUGCAUUGUUUACAACUGGUAUUGCUAACACAACUAACAGCAGCUGACAAUUGCUAAUAACAGCUGACAACUGCUAACGACAGCUGGCAAUUGUAAAUAACAGCUAACAAUGGGUAACAGUAGGUGUCUAUCUUGGUUUUCCGACUUGUUUACUGGAACGCCGUCAACUUGGGGGUAAUGUCAUUCCCAGCUCCAACAUCCGACUUCCGAGGUAACUGGAACGCAGCUAUAGAGUUCUAUUCAAGAGAGUUAUUUAAAUAUAUAUAAAUUCAGUCUGCUCAGUUGUCAUAAGAAAGAAAUAAACUACAGAGACCCAAAGUGUUUUUAGUUCCAGGCUGUAAACAUGUUUAUCUCUGCUGUAGCAUUUUACCAUGGGGCUCUUUGAGGACUGACUCACUGUAGGACACAGCCUCUAGUGGACACUGAAGGAACUGUAGUUUCUUGAACUUUAGCAGAGACUCCACUUCCAUACUUGGUUUGUGAAAAUGGAUGAUUUUUAUAAUCUGUAAUGGUUCAGAGUGACAGAUAGAGAGUAAUAAAAGCAGAGUAAUUACAUAGAGUCAUAUUUAUAGUCUGCAGUAUUUAAAGGACUGUCUGUCACUGUAACUGUCCAGACAUGCACUCUGACAGAAAAAGAUGAAGUAAUUCAAAGAUGAGACGAGACAUACUUUAAUAUUCUGGUUUAAUUAGGACAUGAAAGUCCAAACAUAACCUCCACAUGACUAAACCAGGCAGUAAAACACCUCAUCUAUCCAGCUCAUGUGUGAAAGCAGCUCUGGGUACAGUGACCCUCAGCCAAAAACAGCCUGUAGAUACUGUAACAGCAGCAGCAGCAGGAGGAGGCAGGGAGGGUGUGGCUGCUCCACACUGACUGUCACAGCCUCAGAAUAAAUAUAAUGUGGACUUCACUAAAAAUAAGACAGUUUUCUCCCGUCUGCACAGAAACAGAGGAGGUUUUAUGUUCACUGAAACAUCAGCGCCCUUCAGGCUCGGUCAGGAUGAGUAUGAGCAGAAUUUGCAGACAGACUGUGGUCGGCUGGGAACAGUUAAUUAGUUUCCUCCUUCGGGGUGAAUUCAACUGUAAACUUUCUUUAUUGGACGACUCCGACUUCCUCAGCAUUCCUGCAGAGAAAUGACCAGAGGGAGACAGUGAUAUCCAGAUUCUCUCAGCUGAUGUCACUGAGAUCAGUUUUAGAAAAUGACCUCUUGACUCCCAUGGUUGGUAAUCUGAUAUUUGAUAUAUAACAAAUAUCUGCAUGGUUAGCUAACAGCCAGAUCUAGAAUCAAAUAUUUACACAAAGACUUUAUUGUAACUGACACUGAGUCAUGAAAAUGUUAGAUUUACAGACUUAACACUAAAGUAAGUCAAACUGAGACUUAGCAGCUGUAACGGCAGCUUUCAUUCAAACUAAACGUCUUUGGUACAUUGUGAUAUGAUGUUAGGGAUGUCCUGAUCCCGAUUUCAACUAUCAGCUCAGAGCUGAUCCUGGCAUUUUAUUUCCUGUCCUGCCUGAUCAAUUCUGUCACUGAGCCCAAAACACAAACACUAGCUCAUUACUGUAACCUGAGCGUUUUGGGUUCAUCUACCCAUGCUAAACAGUAAAAUAAUAAACAAGACAUCAGGGUGAAGCUCUAGCCAUCAUGAACACACACCUGCACAGCAGCAAUAACAGCUUUACAGUAGUUUACUGUAAAUCUGCAGGGAUGCAGCAGGUGCUCAAUAAUUCAUAAUCAAACAGUAAAAUAAUAAAAAAAAGAUACCAGGGCGCAGCUCCAGCCAUGGCUUAAACCUUUUUUCAUGAACACACACCUGCACAGCAACAACAACUGCUUUACAGUAGUUUACUGUAAAUCUGCAGGGAUGCAGCAGGGGCUCAAUAAUUUAUAAUCAAAUUGUGAUUUGUGGCCAAAAAAGCUGAUCAGGAAGCCCCCAUACAAUACAAUAGAAAACAAUAUAAUAGGGUACUACUGGAUAUGAUAUGAUACAAUAAAGUAAAAAACUUUUCAAUAUAACACCAUAUGAUACCAGAAGGUACAAAACUAAAAAUAUGAUAGAAUGCAAUACAAUACAUCACAUUGUGAUACAUUAUGACUCUUUGUAAUACCGUAUGGUUUGAUACAAUACAAUACUAUGUGUUCCGACAAGGUUAUGAUACCAUACAGUAUGAUCUGAUAUGAGGGCUAGUGAUGUGAUUUAUUGAAUUGAGGAGUUAAAAGAAAGUCCAAACAGCUGGAAUGAAUCUUCUGUGAAACUGAUACUCACCAUAACAGAUGAAUGGGCAGAUAAACCAGGAAAUGACAGCAGUUUCAAAGACAUAUGUGGAGGGAUGAGUUUAACUUUGCCUCUGAUCUGAACAUGGUCCUUUAAUUGGAUCACACACAGCGCCGGGCUGAUUAUCUCCUCAGACUGGUUUCUCUGCAUACAAGUCUGCCUGAUGUUAGGGUGACAUCAGGCAGAAUUGUACUGUAAACAAGAAACUGGUGACAGUUUAAUGUAAUGCUGGUCAUAUGGCUCCUAUGAUAUGAUAAUAGUUCACACACUCUUCAGUCAAACUUCACUGUUCAGUCCUACUGUUGUAAUAAUGCUAAACCCACAGUUUCCUUCUGUUUUAUGAACUCUAGACGUGGUUACAGCUGCAGUGCCAAAGUUUGUGAUGGUGUUGUAAAUUGUGGCUUUUAGCUGUUUAAAUAUUGUUCUGUCCUUCUUGCUGGAGGAGAGAGCAGACAGGCCGUGGUAUCUGUAAAAGUCUGCAAUCAAGCUGCAGAUGAUGCACACCUCUCAGAGCUGAUGUUAAACUGUGAUAGCGGUAAAAUCUCAGUCUCCAUAUCGUCAUUUAGUUCCCUCAAGUCUGAGUGAAACCGUCUCAGUAUCCUGCUGUAGUUUCUGCCUGUAGCAUGUCUCCAGUGUGUCGUACAUCCUAUCUUUGAUAUGCUAUGUGCGUGUGUGUGUAUGGCAGUCAGAAGGUAAACAGUGUUGUUCUCGUGUGUUUAUCGCAGAGUUUUAACAGCCUGUAUCAUUGAAGCCAGCUGCUGAGCUUUAGAUCUUUGUGUCGGUCCAGGAUUCAUGAGGAGGAGGAGGAGAUGUGAGCUCUGAUGAUGAAGCUGCAGCUCGUGAUGGUUGGAUGGAUUUUUGAUCUGUUUGAAAGAUUGAAAACCUCUGAUAUGGUUUCUGUCUUUCAGCCUUUGAGCUAUCCUACUGUUUAGGAAACAGAGACAGAACCAAGUGAUUUAGCAGAGUUGGAUCAAAGCGGUGAAGUCUGAGUGAUAUGGACUCUGCUGCAGGUCAGCAAAACACACUAUUUUUACACUACGCUGUGGACAGAUGCAGGCUGAAAUUCACAAGGCAGGUUUUCUUGUGUUUUUAAAGGUAUUUUACCUCACAACGUCAAUGUUUGCAUGUUCAACACCAUUAGUUUAAAAGGACUUCCAGAGAGCUGUUUCACUCAUCUGGCUUUAUAGUAAAAUCAUCUUUUGUGGAGCCAGGGUUGUAUUUGCUCCUCCAUGGAUCAUCCCUAGUUACGUUUUUUUUUUUUUUUUGUGUUUUUUUUUUUGUUCUGGAAAAGAAACCUCUACAAAGUUCGCCUCAUGGCAAACUCACUGGAGGGCCGUUUUGAGACUCUUUAGUAAAGUCUACCUCCUUCCAGGAUCUUUUUUCCUGCUCCACUCAAAACUCUGUUUUGACUCUUAACUGUUGACUGAGGGUUCAGAUCAUCAACCUUUAAGUGGCGGCUCUACUUCAGUGAUGAAACAUUCAAUAAAAACACCAAAACCAACGUGCAUUUUCCACAACAGCAGCUGUGCUGAAUUCUCUGAGGUUACAGCCCCACAUGAGCCAAACCCAUGCUGUAGUUCUCAGACAGUAAUGUGUCCAUCCAUCACUGUCACUUAGUUGGAGCUGUAAAAGGAAACUUGUUUAUUUGCUCAGGACGUCUCUCUCUGAUGCUCCUCUCUGACUGAUGGAGUCCCUCUCUCUCCGCAUGUGUUUCUGCUUUCCUCAGCCUUUUACGUCCAUGUUUCAGCCUCACAAAAGCAGCGCUGGAAUGUUUUAAUUGUUUAUCAGGAGGUAGUUUUCUGUGUGGAGGAGUCAGGACGGCUGUUAAAGCUGCAGACUCGGUGUUAAAAAUCUCACAGACCGGAAGGAGCAGGUUUAAGAGCCAAGACUCAACAAGAUCUGAGUUCAUCAGGUACGUUUGAGUCUCCUUACCAUCAGAGGACUUACAGUCGAGCUAACACUGUUGUUUUACAAGAUCGUCAGUGUACUUUAAUCCACCUCAAGCUCUGAUUAACACAUUCUGUGUUAUUUUACAUGAAGGACGGAGCAAAAGUCUUUUUUUCAGCCUCAAGCUACUGAGAUUCAUAAAGAGAGUGAGGGGAAACAGAAAAUAAGACAUCGGUUUGUUAAAUGUCUCCUCUGUGCCUUUUUCUGAGCCUGAACUGUUUGCAGUUUCGUUUUGAACAGGAGUCCAAUUUUUUUCUAUUCCAACAAAGAGGUUACAAUAUCAAGGCUGCACAAAAAGGACAAAAAACUGCAAAUUUUACAUGUCUGCAAUAUAUAUAAUGAUCUGAUAAAACACAUGAAUUUAUUCCAAAUGUAUGUAGAGUAUUUGACGUCUUUAGAAGCUAUUAAAAUAUCAAUAAAAUGAAAAUACUUUUAAAUUUGGAUCUUUCAGACUAUUUCUAGCUUUUAAAUCAAACCCUCUCAUACAGGCAGAAGGGAGAAGUCCAAACUGAGGAAGAGGAGAGAGUUCAAGUGGAGCAACAAGCUGCUGCAUAAACUUCACUGAUAGAAGCGACACCAACAGGACAACGUGGUCUGAGAAAUCUGCUCCAGAUAGAUAGAUGGAUGGAUGGAUGGAUGGAUGGAUAGAUAGAUAGAUAGAUAGAUAGAUAGAUAGAUAGAUAGAUAGAUAGAUAGAUAGAUACUUAUAAACCCAGAGGGAAAUAAAAAAAACCAGAGGCAGCACCAAUAAAACACAGUACACAUUUCACAAAUACUGUGGCAAUACCUACACUAAAUAAUAAAUCAGUCUAUAAACAUGACCAUAAGGCAGUAGUGCAAUGUUACUGCCUUAUGGUCAUGUUUAUGUAUAUGGUCAUGCUCUUCUCUAAAGACAGUAUUCUAGGUAACUGGCAGCUGCAGGUUUGUGACUCUGGAGCAGGUUCGCGCUCCAUGGUCAUGUGACAGACAGACUUCCUGCAUAGCGGGGAUUUUAGAUCGAUGUUUAUGCAGAUUAAGUCUGGACACUGAGAAUACAGGGUGACAGGAUGGUGUCAGAGUCAUGUGACUAAAAUCCCCCUUCCUGGGAUGAGAUUUUUAUCAUAUUUGUUCGUUUAAGCCCGCCUCACACUCUGAAUUUAAACUCUCACAAACUCCAGGUCGUUCAGUGGUUUUGAAUUCCUCACAUUGAAGUCUGCAGGAUGAUUCUGUUUCACAAAUCUUUCAGCUUGAAUACCAGCCAUGAUUUUUAUGAGUUAAAACAACAAUGCUCGCUCUCCACGGUUGAAACAGCUGUCAUUAUUCAUAUCGCUGCUGUUAUUUUUUUAUGCCAUUGUGCAGAAAUUCCAUUUAAGUCUUUCAGCAAACUGUAAUAAAAGUGAGAGAAAAGCAGACCAGUGAGCCUCCUCUCUGUCUUACGAGACUUUGGUCAUUCCCAGUGGUUUUACUGGUAGGGUGUUGGUUCUGCAGAAACACCUACAGAUCUAAUUAGGUGUUGAAAGGGAAAGCAUGACUGAACGAUGGAGGCUUUUGCAGAAAGAUUUGGUUUUCCAGCAUUGCAUUGACGAUUAAACACCCUGCAGAGAAAGCAGGAAAAAAGGAUUUGAAAAAGAGUCUCAGGCAGUAAUCGAACACGUGGACAUUUUCAGAUGGUGCGUGUAUGUGCAUAUGAGGUCUCACUGGAAAUUCCCAAUGAGCUGUUUGAACAAUCACUUCCUUUUUCCUGUACUUUGGCCACUGGCCUGAGGUUUCUAUGCAGACUUUUACUUUGAUAGAUAAGACAGGAAUUAAAAAUGUACAAAAGGGAAAUCUGCAGAGGCAUCAGACAAUCUGAUAAAGCUGAAACCACACAGCAGAUAUUUAGUGUGACUGACUUUGUAUGUGCAUUUACAGAAUCUGACUGAAGAGAGUCUUCCACUCAGAUCUUUUGGUUGUGUGUUGACCUAUCUCCUCUUUGUGUCGCUCAUAACCAAUGCAAACAAACAGCUAGCCCAGUGAGAAACUGCUGGGAGAACCAGAAUGCUCGCCUCAGUGUAAGUGUACACUCACAUAGAAAAUUUUCAGCACUUAAACAAAAUGAGCUGAAUCUGGUAGAUUCUGCCACCCCUGUCUGCAGAGAACUGCAGCCUAGCGGCUACACAAGUACCUCCCCUCACUAAGAAAAAAACUGCCAGCCAAAUACCACGACACAAAGAAACUUAACCGAGCUAAGAGUAAGGAAAAAGUACUACAAGAAUGUGCCCUCGGGGGCAGGAGAGUGCACAGCUAAUUUACAUACAAGCUAGGCGACACACACAACCAUAGACUGUAUAUAGAAUAGACAGGGUCUGCCUCCCUCGCUAGGUGAACCCACUUCAAGAACAGCACCCUCUGGUGACGGGCUGCAGUAUAGGUCAUAAAUCCCACCUCCUCCAGCAAUCUCUAUGGAGCUGUGAACAAACUUUAGAAAUUUAUUACACAGAACAUACAUUUUCUCUCCCUUAGUUGUGAUGUCGACAUGUAGUUACUGUAAGACUGGUUUGUGCUCAAGUCCUCUUUUUUUCCGUGCAGCUCAGUUUUUAAAAGUUAUUAGGGGGUUUAUAUUUUCUAUGAUUGACACUUGAUACAGCCUAUGGGUGUACAAAGAUUGUGUAGCUCACCUGGGGGAUACGCUGUUUGAGCCGAGCAUCAUCACAGCGACUCUCGGCGACUCUCCCACUGAAUGCGUACAACGCUACUGCACAAUGUUGGUUUCAGGAAAUGGAGAAAAAUCACGAAAAUACAGGGAGUUUCUCGGCUUCAAAUCCGUAUACUGGCGGAAGGCAGAACCUUACUUGACUUAGGUCGCAACGCGGCGAGAGUGAACAUGGUUGCGCCAAACAUCACAAUCCUUCAUCAGUGAAGCUAGCUCGCUGGCACUCUUCGCUCCAGUAUCCUUCUUUAGGGUAUCCACAUACGAUGUUCGUGGCCGCCCUCUAUCUCUGUGGCCGUGCUUUGGCUCCCAUAGCAAGACUUUCUGGGUGCUCAGCUCAGGGUGGCGGUGACAGUGUCCUGCAAGCUGGAGUCUCUUGGCUGCUAUCUUGUCAGCGACUGCGGGCAGUUCGCCGUAAAGCACUUCAUUGGUUGUGUGUGAGCUCCAGUGUACAUUUAGGACCCUGCGUAGCAUGCGUGUGUAGGUACCAUUGAGGGACUUCUCAAUUGCAUUAUUCAAUGCCCAACUCUCGCACCCGUAUAUGAGGAUUGACUCGACCGUGGCGACGAAGAAACGCUUCUUCAGACCUGGAUUCAUGUUGGACUUCCAUAUCCUGUCCAUAUCAUUGAGGACUUUCCAGGCCAACCCCUUUCUGACUUUGAUGUCCUUCAGGGAUUCAUCUACCCAGGAUCCAAGGCAGAACCAAGUUGUCCAUAUAUGGUCUAUGUACACAACACGAAGAAGCGUUUCUUCAUGUUGUAGGCAACAAGGACAUCAUAAAACGUAGCACCAAUACAGAAAUCAGUUUUUGAACAUUUGUUAAUUUCUCCCAAGAACAGCUGGUCACAAACUCAUCUUUGGAAAACUCCAUGUCAGUUUAUCUUCUUCCUCUUCUUCUUUUAAUAAAUUUUGGGCAGGCUGAAAGCAAGCGUACACAGCGUAAUGUUCCCCUUCACGGACUGAGUUAUUUUGUUAUUUUAUAUUUUCACACACAGACCAGAUGAAUUCCAUGAUAGUUUAACGCUACACAAGUACCUCCCCACACACCAAGGAAUACCCUGACACAAAAAACGUACCGGAGCAAAAAGCAAGGAAAAAAUAGUAUGAGAACAAGCUUGUCCAGGAGAUGGUACACAUUAAUUUACAUACGAGAUAGGUGACACACACACAUCACACACGGCCAAAAUGGGAUACUGGACAGCUAUGAACUUGAAAGCUGGUUCUCUCAGCAGAUUCUCAUUAAAAGGGACGAGUUGACCAGCAUUUUUUAACCAAGUAGUUUAACUAGACAGAACACAGACUGUAUGAUAACACCAACGUUAGGGCUGCUGGAUCAGCAAAAAUGAUCAUCAUGGUUACUUUAAUAUUUCUAUGAGAUAAAAUCUGAUUAACUGCUCAGCUCCAACAUCCUCCCACUGCUGCAGGCAGGUGGGGAAUCACCUGAGCUUUACCCUGACAUGACAUGAGGAGGCUGGGAGGGAGUAUUCCAGGUGAGGUCAGGGUGGAAAACCUGAUUAAUGGAUUGUGUUCUCACACGCAGUUCACUUCCAGGGUAAUUGCUGGAAAUUUUCAGGAGCUUCAUGCACGUCUGAGGGGGCUUUAGCGUGAAGUUUUUUAUACCAGUGCUACACAUAAAAAGACAGGUGUGCAGACAUCUUCACUUCUCUCAUCUGAUAAAUGAUUCUCCUUCUUCAGCCUCACAUUAUUUCAUUCAUCCUGUCACGUGUGGCUCUCCUGGGUUUGCAGCAGUGAUUUUUUCCUUGAAUAUUUCCUGAUGAAAUGUUAAUGCAGACCUGCAGGAAUAAGUCCAGGUGAAGUCAUCAUGAAGAUUUCAGCUCGCUCACAUGUGCAGCUCACCCUGGAAAUUUUGGGGAGCUUUCAGGAGCUAGGUGCCUGAGUGAAUAGAGCUAAGGAGCUGAACUGGGACAGAUUCAUGGUCUGCCACUGUUUCAGUGUAGGUCAGACAUGUGAUGAAUAGUGUAAUAAUCUGGGAGUCGUCCACACAUGUUACUCCUACACUUCAAUGUGGAAGGAGUUAACAGGUUGAGAAAUGUGUUUUUUUUUUACCACCCUAACCUUUAAGUUAGAGACAAGAUAAAUAAGGGAAGUUAAAAAGAAAACCUAAAAAUUCAGAGAUCAGCCGGUAUUUGACCUGAGAGGGCGGAGAAAACAGGUUUCUUAUUGUGUAAUAAGUGAGCAGACCUGAGUGUUGGAGGAACAGUUUCCUCCUCGUGCUUUCUGGAUCCUAUCCAGGCGUUUUGCAACAGCGCUGAUGAUGAAAUGUUGUUCCAGUGAAACUGUUACACAGAGGAAAAUGUCUUUAAAAGCCACAGCGAGUGAAUCAUAGUCCGGAUCUGCCAAAACCUCCAGCAGGCCUCGGGCUGCAGCUUUUACAUCACUCAGCUGGCAGAGACGCUCCCAGUGAGAGAACUGCAGAGACUGAAGCUGCAGAGACUGGAGCUGCAGGAGUGAAAUGCAGGUUUUACUUUCUGUUUUCAUUUAUGGAUGCAGGGAUUGAGAGGGAUCGGUCUGCGUUUUGAUUGCUUAUUUAUACAAACUUAUUUUGUAGUUUUUAUCCUGUCAGGAUCCUUUUGCAGAUCCUGAUCAGACAGGAUAACGGUUGUAAAUACUACUAAUAUUUUUAUGUUUUCAAUGUUUUAUUUUAUGCAAAUCUAUAAAAAAUCAUGUGGGAUAAACAGCUUGAAGAGUAAACCUAAAAUGUUAUUGCUUGCACCAGAUAGCGGUGGUAAGCGAGGCUUGAAAGUCAGGAUUUAUUUUCUCUGAUAUUCACGCUGUGAAACAAGGAAAGAGGAAGUGAUUUUUUCACACUAUGGUUUUUAUGACCAAUUGAAAAAUGACAGAAACAUAGAAAAAGGAAACUUUUGUUAUUAAGUUCAAUCUCAAAAUGAUAGUUUGAUGGUCAGGAUGUUUCUUUAUCAUAAAGCUACUUUAUUAUACGAUAAAAAGAUGCUGUGAUUGGAAUACAGCACUUUGCUGGCAUUUUAUACUUUAAACUUUGUACUUAAACUUUUCUUCAUAACAUCAUAAAACGCUAGACAUGAAAAGAUCUUAGUAUAAAUCAGCACAAGGUCUACAAACAAGAUUAAAAUCAUAUCAGUUGAUAAUUUCACAGUAAGUUCAAAGGCAGACACAGAGACAUUUUCUAAAUCCUUAGAAAUGAAUUUUGAUCUGAGUAUUUAUGUUUGAGCGCCAGGUCAGGACCCUCUCUGUACUUUUGCAUUAACAGGAACAUUUCUGUUGAGUAUUUUCAGUUUUACUCUCAAAGCUGGUUUAGCUGUAGUGAGUUUUGACUGUUGACCUGCAGAAACUGAGCAUGGAGUCUUUAAAGAGCUUGUGCAGUGAGCUGAGGACCUCUUACCCUCGUAUUACCGGGCAGCAAAGAUUCACAGUCAAUAACGCUCAGCUCUGCUGGCCUGAAGAGAGAAAAUAACACCAACGGUGUCGGAGAGAGCGGAGGAAUUAUGAAACUCUGCUCCUCCUGAAGCUCUCUGUGCACAGAUUCAUUUCACCCUCAGACACUUCUAAAAACACACACACACACACACACACACACACACACACACACACACACAGUCUGGACCAGAACCAGCUCUGUCCUACGUGAACUGUGUCUCACAAUAGAGUCUUUGAGAGGUUUGGACUCUGCUGUGAACACCCGUGAUCCUCUCUGCAAAUGGACGCCACACGGUCACUGCUCAAACUGCUGAUUGGACUAAAAGUCGUGAAACGCGCAGAAGAAAAAGUCUGAGCUUCAGGUGUUUUUUUUAAUUGGUCACUGGACACGCCAGAGAUCCAGUCCAGAAGCUUCUAGAUCUUCUUUAUAAACCCACCUCUCUCUCUCUUCUCUGUGUGUAGAUGAUGUGUCGGCCGACAGCAGUGCAGAGUUCCCUGACCGAGCGUCCAUGAUGGAGGUUCGGCUACAGGCUCAAGAGGACGAGAUCACGCUGCUCAAGUCCUCAUUGGCUGACGCUCUGAGAAGGAUCCGCCUCCACGACCAGCUGCUGCCGUUACUGACGCAGCAGCUCAUUGCAGGUGAGGACACAACUUAACAGAGGUGUAAGACCAGCGUCACUUUCGUGUUUCACUCAUGGAGAGUAACAGACGUCACUCUGGUCUCUGAUCCUCUGCAGUGAACCCGGCAGCGGCUCGAGUCCUGAACCAGGUGUGCUGCUCUGAUGGUUGUAACAGCAGGAAACUGUCGUCCAGCUGCACAGGUGACGGGAUCAGACUCUCUGCUAACAGGUAACAGACUAAUACUGGGGCGGGGGGGUUCAUUCUCUGGAUGUGGAGUUUAUUUCUGCUCAGAAACCUGUUUGAAUCAUGUGACCUCUGUGCUGACCUUUGACCUUUCUCUAGCCAACUGUCCGAGUCUCUGAGCACCACUAACGGACACAUAGGGAGCUCUGAGUCCCUGAAACAAAGACCUGGACCUGCCACUCAGGACAGGUGUACACAGACAGACCCCGCCCCCUCAGGGCAGGACAGGGUCCAUCUGUCCAGGCGGGUUCAGAGCCUAAACCUGGAAGAUGCCCUCCCCCCUAAGGAGUGUGCAGUGGAAGGGAUACGAGCCAAGCUGCACCGGGUUCCAGGUCUAGAGGAGUAUGAGGAGCAAGAGGAGGAUGAAGAAGGGGGAGGCGAGCUAGGCUGGACGUCGUCUGUGGAGGAGCCGAUCCAGCCAACAACGUUACGGGGUCUGCAAAGGGAAGAGUUUCAGGACGGGAGCUGCUCCCCUGAGGACCCAGGUUCCUCCUCCCCCUCAGUCAGAACCCCAGACCAGAACCUGAGCCCCAGAACUGGACCGCUGUCCCCCAUCCAGGAGGGAGAGAAGAAGCCGCUGUGCGUGGUCUCACUGCCGCCGUCCUGAUUAUCCACCUCUCUCUGUCUCUUAGUGAUUUCAUGACUGAUAGCGACCAAUCAGAUUCAUUAACACCUGUGUGACUGCAAACCCCACAGUGCUGCUCAUCCUCAUCUCUGACAGUGAGCGAGAAAACAUCCACUAAUGUGAUGAAAAAAGAUCCCGUAGAGGGCGUCGCUUUGUCUCACUCCAUCUAUUGCACAAAUAGCGUUAAAAAAAGAGAAACUUCCCUUAAAACAUCCAGUGAGUCGUAAAAACUUCCCAGUAUUUUAAAUGAUCCGAAACUUUGUUGAAGUGUUGACUAGUCAAUAUUGAACAGAUUUGAUUCAGUUUUGAGAUGAUGACAGUGUCUCAUAAUGACAAUGUGAAUACUUUCUGUUAAAUUAACAAGUUCAUUUUAUGUCCUUUUAUUUUAUAUGCUUUAAUUGUCUUCGUAGGGAAAUUUGUCAUGGGCUCUUCGAUGGUUCGCAGUUUAUAGAUAAAGAAGAACAGGAACAUUAAGUGAUUGCACCAGGCAACACAAAUAAAGAGUACACAGCAGCAACAAGUUUAAAUAAUUAAUUUUAAUAGUUUUUAGUAGCACUAUGACCUGUGCAUCAUUCCACCAUCUGCUCUUCUGCACAAACUGUAUCACUAAAAUGAUUUUAAAGCACAAACACAUUAGGUUGUGCAGUUCUGUGCAGUUUGCUCUAGUGUUGCGCCUGAUUGUGGAGAUGAGCUGUCAGCAUCCCAACUCUCUGUUGCACAGAGCUGAGCUGAGCACACUUUUCCUCACAGAUUUGAAAUCUGCUGCGCAUACAGAUAGUUUCUCUCCAGUUAUUAGUGAAAGUUUAUCAUGACACAUGUGACACAAAUUUCACAAUUUAGUUUGAAAUUAGUAUAUUUAGUAUAAAAUUUUGUAUGAAAUUAAUAUAUUUAGUAAAGAAUUUAGUAUAAAAUUAGUAUAUUUAUGGUUAAAAUUUAGUAUGAAAUUAGUAUAUUUGGCAUGAAAUUUAGAACAAAAUUAGUAUUUUUAGGAUAAAAUUUAGUAUGAAAUUUAGUUUAAAAUUAGUAUUUUUUGGGCCGACAGUUGUAUUUAAGAUCAAAUUUAGUAUAAAAUUAGUAUAUUUAGGAUAAAAUUUAGUAUAAAAUUAGUAUAUUUAGGAUGAAAUUCAGUAUAAAAUUUGUAUAUUUAGUAUAAAAUUCAGUAUAAAAUAUCUUCUCUGGAGCUAGAAAGCAAGAGCAGUUUGUUUAGAUAAAAACACAUUGUGUACAAUGGCUCCAGAUGGGCCCAAAUUAGGGAGGUUUGUCUACAGACGGCCACCACCUGAUGGGUUUAACUUCUGAUUAUACCAAUAACAAUAAAAUCAAAGUGAUAGUAAGAGUAUGAUAUUCACACUGGAACUUUGGAACUUGCACAUUUCCCACCACCUCUCAGCUGACAUAAAAACAGAGGUUGCAGUGAGGUUUAUGUGCAUUUCAAGACCCCAGUUUUAGUCCAGUUUAAGGCAUAAUGGACCCUUUAAAUAUGUGCAAACCACACUAGUGCAAAGAGAUGCCAUUUGCCCUGCAGCACAGUUUUAGAUGUUUUUAACACAUGAUGAGCUUCAAGAAUUAAACACCGUCUGUUUUCGUGAUUCAAGCCCAAAAAGAUCAAGAUAAAGAUUUGACAGUCUCGUUUUUUUUUCGGAGCCUCGGGUUUGUGGUUUGAGUUUGUUUCCAAAAAGACUCCCUGGAUCUAUUUCAUCACAUUAGCAGGAACAGAUUAGAAAAUUCACCUGGAGAGGUUUGAUGACAUGAUCUGUCGUCGUGUUUGCUCUUCUCUCUGUGUAUUUUCCUCCCCCUGUGUUUAAGCACUGGGUGAGGAAACAUAAAGCCUUUUUUGUUGAGCACAAUAGAGGCGCUCGUGCACACUGAGUGACAGAUCCAAGAUUAACUCCACACAGGUUUGAGCCCAGUGGAAAAAGUGACGAGAGGGCAAUUUAACAGAAAAACAGCUACAAGCAGGGUUAGUGUUACAGUGUGUUUACACUUCAGCUGAGCGAGAAAGGUCAAAAAUAAAGAGUUUAAAAUGUCCAAACUGCACACAUCAGAGUUCAUUUCCAUCAAAUGAACCUCCACACCGAAGUUUUGGUCUGUAUAAGACGAUGCAGAUGUGCAGAUUCAGUUGGGGUUUGCAGAAACACACUAACUUUGUUCAAUCGACAGUUUUUCCGAUGAACUUCUGCACUAAUCAUUCUCCUCUUCAAACAAACGAAGGAUCUGCUGCAUGCUGUGAUUUGUUCUGUACUCUGAAAUCAAAGAAUCGGAGCUCUGCUGCUUUUGUUUACUCGUGUGUGAGCUCGUGCAUGCAACUCUUCUUUGUUUCACUUCCUUGUAGUGGCUUGUAAAGGUUUUUUUUUGUUGUUGUUGGUGAUGGGUAACAGAAGCUGCUCAGCUCUGACAUGCCCCUCCAUGGAAACUGGAGGUACUGGGAGAGCUAUUUCCUGCGUGCUCUAAAUUCAACACUGUAUUUAAAGAUUAGUGCAGCGAUAAAGGAGAAGGAGAGGGGGGGAUGAAUUACCAGAUAGGUUUCACUUCCCUGAUUUACUGCCUGUGACGUGGAGAAACGCCAAAGGAUUUUUUAGUCUUGUAACACUUCCUGUUGUAGAGUGGUGGGUCACCAUGAAACAGCUAGGUGCAAAGACAACAUUCAAAUUUUAAAAGUAAAAAAACAGAAAAGUUUUUAUGAAAAAUGUCUGUUUCCUCAUAGCUUGUGUUUUCCUUUUGAGGUAUAUUACCUCAAAGGUCAUGGGAAGCUCAUAUCCUAAUAUGGCUUUCAUUCUUUUUCCUACUUCCUCCCAAUACUUACUUAUUUCUUUAUACAGCUCCAGAAAACAUGGGUUCCCUCAAUAAAUCCUUUCUUCAAACAAGGGCUGAUAAAAAAAUCUGACAAAAAUUCCUCCAGUAGAAUUCCCUCCAGUAUCUUGAGCUAGAAGUCCUCAUCUGUGUCCUGCACAUAUUGUACCAUUCUUCUUUUGAUAUUUUUCUUUACCAUUUGUCCCUUAUAUAAAGAGUUGAUGUUGUUCUGCUUCUCACCAGACUUUGGCAGUAUAGGUCAUAAAUCCCGCCUCCGCCAGCAAAGCUUAUGGGGCUGUGGACAAACUUUAGAAAUUUGUUACACAGAAUAUACAUUUUUUUCCCCCUGCUUGUGAUGUUGACAUGUAGUUACAAUAAGACUGGUUUGUGCUCAAGUCCUCUCUGUUCUGUGAACCUCCGUUUUUAAAAGUUAUUAGGGGGUUUAUGUUUUCUAUGAUUGACACCUGAUACAGCCUAUUGGCAUUCAGGGAUUGCGUAGCUCACCCGAGGGGAUACGCUGUUUGAACCAAGCGUCAUCACAGUGACUCUCGGCGACUCCCCCGCAGUAUGCGCACAACGCUACUGUGCGGCACAGGUUUCAGGAAAUGAAGAAAAAUCCUGGAGAUACCGAGAGCUUUUUGGCUUUAAAUCCAUUUACAGGUGGGAGGCGGAACCAAGUUGUCCAUAGUUUAUACAGUCUAUGGUUAAAACCCCUGGUUUAAAGUUUUUAUUGUAUGCUAUCCCUCUGAAAAUCUUUGUUUCCUUCUCCAAGUUAUAUUUCUUAACUCCCUGGAACCGGAUUUCCAAAUUAAACCUAGUAACUGGGUCCAGCAUUUCCUCUUUUUCUUUAAACAUUUUUCUGUUUGCCUGCAUACAACAUCCUUCAACAUCUUGUGAAUUAGUUUGUACCACUCCAACAAAUCAAGUGCCGCAACUGUGCAGCAUAGAAAUAUUCUUCAAGAUUUUGUAAGUCCCCCCUGUCCUUCGGUAAUUGAAGCAGCAUACAUCUGAUACUUGGUCUGUGCCCUUUCCAGAUGAGUCUUUAAUUUUUUUAUUCCACUCUUGAAAUUGCAGAGGUGGAAUUGGCACCAACUGGAAUAAAUAGAAAACUGUUGGUAGAACAUUCAUUUUUAUAGUUUCAACCCUUGAACUAAAAUCCAACAUUAAUACCGACCAUUUUCCCCUGUCCUGAAAUACUUCUUGAUUAAGAGGUACGCAGUUACUUUCCAACAGUUUUUUUUGUAACAUUUAUCCCUCAAUAACAAAGCAUUUUAUUGCUCAACUGAAAGUUAUAUCUAUCCUGAUUUUUUUUUUAGAUGAGGGGGAAUAAUUAAACGAUAACACUUGUAUUUUCUGGACAAUUUGUUUGUAGACUGAGAGGUACCCAUAGUUUUUUAAUAUGUCAUUAAUUUUGGGAGGCGGGAGUCUGUUUCUUUUUAAAUAAAUCAAAACAUUGUCAUAAAAGAGCCCACAGACAAUGGUUUUUGAAGUGAUUUUGAGCCCAUGCUGUAGAGUCCUGUCUGUUUUUAAUGCUGUACUGAGCAAGAGAAAGACCUCAUAUAUUAGACAUUUCAUAGAGCUGGGAGAAACAAGCUCAGGCUGCCAAAGAUUAAAGUUGAGAAGUUACUGUGAAAAUAAGAAAACUCUGAUGUGUUCUGGAAUUUCAAAGUUCUCAGUUUACCACAAAUGUUAUUCGAAGAAGAUACUAAUUUGUGGUUAGAUGUUUGGGUGUAUUUUUUGAUGGAGUUCACUCCUUACCCAUAAAAUAACAAAUUAUUCAAAAGCAACGUCUCUGAAUUCAACUUGAAAUCAAUGAAGCGAAAGAUCAGCAGAGAUUUGCCAAACCUGGCAGAAAAAGGCAGCAUGGUUGCCAUCAUAACUUUUGUUAACUGUAUUUUUGAGUUGUUGAAUGAAAAGUCAAGGCCAAGGUAAAGACAGGCGUGGUUGGUGAGUAAAAUUCAGACCAAAGUAGAGAGUGAUGAUGUCCAAAACUUUUAGAAAAUGAACCUGUGCUGCACUGAGUCAGACUUCUCGUUGAUGCUUGUUUCUGGGUGUAGCUGCAUGCACUCACUCUGGCUGCUGUUAGGUGUUUGCAUGCAUUAGUAGACGACUAACUGCAUCCUUCUGCGCCUGAUUUACAGUCUGUUUAUGCCGUUCACUCCUGGAGUCUGACUCCUGUCCUCGGGUUGUUUUAGAGUUCGCAGGAACAGCGAGAAGAUGGGAAACCCGGAGAAACAGAGGAAACGUCUGGACAAGAAGGCGGCGUCCUCGGCUAACCUCCUCACCCGCUCGCCCAGCCUUGAGAAGUGAGUCACAUGGCUGCAAAUCACGGCUGUCACACACAUAAACACACACAGCCGCUUGGAUCUGAUAUAAGAGACACAGACUGGGACUCUGAAGCCCAGAUGAACAACAAUGAAAUUCCUCUCACAGUUUUAAGACCCUGCAGAGUGACACAGACGGUUUAAAAUGAUGUAUUUCUGUCUCACUCCACUGUUUUUUUCUCCACAGUCGAGCCAAAGAGCUGAUCGCCAGUGCAGGUGAGUUAUCACUCAAUACUGACAGUUGUGUGAGGUUUUCCAAAAGGCAAAGGAUUCAGUCAUCCACAUACAGUCUAUUAGCUACUUAAUGGAUACUACAGGACAGUUAAAAGCCCUAAAACCCAAGAUUUAUGCCUUACUGAUAUGUCACAGACAACCACUGGGCAUCCAACAUGGAGACAGAUGAGCAGUGAGAGCCAGCGCCUACCUGCACCUGUGCAGUAUUAAUAAUCAAUUAUUAAUAUUAAUAAAAAUAAUCCAGCAUUGACGGUAAACUGGCAGAGACUGGUCUCUUUUUGGAGCAGGAUUCAAAUCUGAAAUAAAGGUUCAGUUUUAAUCCUCUUGCUGAAAAAUACUGAGGUGUCAAAACUGGGGUAUGAACUGUGAAGUUAAAGGGAUAUUCCGGCAUAGAGUUAAGUUAGGGUCAAACACCCCGUCAAGAGAUGAGUGUUGCAAACUGCUUGCUUCUCUAGUUAUACCAACUUUAGUAACGACUACACGAUAACAAUAUACAGCGGUCUACCACUCAACGCACAAACCUCAAUCGGUGUUAUGGUUUGCUUGAUCCUAACUUAAUUUUAUGCCGGAAUAUCCCUUUAAGAUUGAGAGCAGGUUUGGGGACUUGGAUUUUGUGUUUGAAAACAGUUUGAAACUGUAAAAACUUCUUUGUUGAACAAGUGUCAAUGCAACUUAAAUCUGAGAAAUAACUUGGUCUGGUGCUGGUGCAGCUCAGUACAUCACAGUCUCAUCUGCAUAGAAAUAAAACUUUGCACUGAACACAUUUUAAUUUGACAUCGCAGAUGUAAGGAAGAAAAAUCAGUGGUCCCAACACCGAGCUGUGGGGAACUCCUUUUGUUACUGACCGGGAGCUAGAGGUGCAGCCCUCUGCCUGCACACACUGAGCCCAGUCUGCUGUAACUUGAAAGCUCCUAUGAGGACCUCUCUCUUUGUGUUGAUUCUGGCGUCCCCUGUGGACAAAGUGAUGCCUCUCAUUACUUUGCUGUUUGUGUAAAUUGAAUUCACCUUAUUGCUUCUUUUAAACAUCAGAUUUCAUCACUCAUCUUAAAUAUUUGCAGUGGAAAGUGAAUAAAAAGAGUUUUGUCCCCAGUGUUGUCAUUCAGCAGCUACCCUAGCUAGCAAGCAUCAGGUUGAUUUCAGUCUGUUCCAAAACCAGAAAAAAACUCCUCACAUGAGCUUUAAGGGAAAGAUAAACUGAAUUAACCAGAUAAUACCCAGAGAUAAAAAUCGCAGCCUUGCAGUGCUCAUAUUUCUCUCUGCUAAUCCUGCAUCUGAGUUAUGCUGUCACUCCAACAGAAAUUAGAUUUAUGGGGUUUACAUGUAGCUUAUCAUCCCUCUUUACUGCAGAGGUAAGCAUCAAAGGCUUAAUUUCAAAAGGCUUUAUCCUGUCCUGUUAUUCAGUAACCAGAAACAUCCUGUAAAAAGAGGACAAAGACACACCUGAAGAUCAAAACCUGAGAUAAUAUCAGGGCAAGUUGUGCAAACAAAGAGUAGGUUUACCGCCUCUCUGUGUAAAUGUCACAUCCUAAACAGAGCGGGUUCAUCUGAUCUGUGCAGAUUGGAUUCUUUGUGUGUUUUCCCGCAGACAGAGUAACUUAAAAACAGGCUGAACAGUAAUCUUAAAAACAGGACCCUCUGAUUGACAGGUGACCUUUUAUUUGGAGUGCAGUGCAGAAGAGGGCGGGAUUUGCUCUCCUAGUUUCUGCAGAAGAAGAAAAACGGUGCCAUGACAUAUUUCUGCGAAUCAUGAUCACUGGUCGUGUGUUUUCCCACGUUUUCUUCCACCCUUGCUUUACUGGAAGAAAAAUCUGACUCUAUCCCCAUGCUCAGGCGCUCUCACUGGUUCACACAUGGAGUCAUCUGUGUAAAAACAAGAGCAUUUCCCAACAAACCACAGUGUGGUUAGAGUAGCUUUUAUGAGAGCUGGCCUUCGCUCUGGUUUGGGUUAGCUCUGAUUUUAGGCUUCAUUCCUGCAGAACGCUGCAAUUUAGUUCAGGACACGCCGUUUAUGAAAGUCAAGCGGAGGAUUUGAAGAGUAGAAACUGGUGCAAAACUUUGGCUCUGCAUAAGACAGACCUCUACAGGACAGCUGCACAGAAACUUGAGCUUUUUUUCUAUGGGAUCAUUUCAACCUGAAAUGAAAGUGAUUCUUGCAAAAGCAUUUUUGUUUUUGCAUCUGGAAUAUAAGACUGUCUGAUCGUUGCAUUGGUGAUUUGUUAUGUUUCUUUCUUGGUUUGUGUUGGUUUGCCCUGCAGAGAGCCGGAUACCACCAUCAUGUCUGCAGAGUAAACAUAAAGUCAGACUCUGUGUUUGUGCAUAAACAUUUGCAGCUACAGCUCCUGUGUGGAAUUUUUUGAAGCUAAUGAACAAGACUGAAAUUUAAAUUGGUGCAUUUUUAUGGUAAGCAAACAAGACCAUCAGUGACAAGACUGAAGAUUUUUAUUUUGACAUUUUUAAAGGGAUAUUUUAGUAUUUUUUAAGUGAAGGGUGUAUGAGUUACAGUCAUUAGUACGUGUUUUGGCUACAGUGGAUGUCGGUCAGCCCGGCUCCUUUAAUAAGAAACUGCAGAGAGAGCCAGCAUGCAAGCUAGGCUACAGUUUUCUGCAAACGGGGCGAGUCUGCCAAAUACUUAUCUUAGGUCGCUUUCACACCUGACCAAGCGGACCCGGUUCGAUUGGGGAGCUGAUAGUCGCAACAUUGUUGCAUUUAUCACUUGUUUCGGUUCUGCUUUCACACUGUGAUUUCUAAAGCGCACAGAACUUUCGGAGCAGCAUCAGGUGGUUGAAAGGGGCACUCAUCGAUUGGACAAAGUAGGAGGGGUAUGUAACCUCACGGAUUACAAACGGGUGGACUAGCCGUCUUGUAUUGUGCUUCCUAUAAUGCUCUCGUAGCUUGUCAGGGAUUGAUCCUGUUAUUUUUCUUACUUUGACGAUCUAACAUGUGACAACAUAAGAGCUCGGAGUUUAAGGACUGUGACUGUUGGUAGUUGUGAUUUGAUUUUUUUUAAAUAUGCCAAAUUGUGAAUUUAUGGGUUAUUGUUGUUCAGACAAUUGAGCUAAGCUAGCUAGCAACUGCUAAUGUCAGCGGUCACGUGUUGCCAUAGCAACAAAUGAUGCCGUGCUUCCUCUACCCAAGAUGCACUGCGUAUAGCAUCAUUACAUACAUUUGGUCCUGUAUUUGGUCCAGUGAGCUUUCACAAUGCAUACGAACCGAAACCAGGGUUCACUUGCAAGCGAACCAAGACCCACGUUUUCAGGUGGACCAGAGUUUGCUUGUUUGGUCCGCACCAGAGUUCGGAUGAGCUUUCACACCUGCCCAAACGAAGAGGACUAUCCGAGGAAACGAACUCUGGUCCGUUUAAAGCGGACCAAACAGCUCUGGUGUGAAAGCGACCUUAGUCUAACAUACACUCUACUAAAAAACUUUUCAGCUCUUUGCCAUUAGAAGUCCUGUUUGUUUUUUAAAUAGUGCAAAAAUAAAUGGGCUUUCUGACAGCAAUGGCGAGGGCUGAAAAUUCAACCCGGUUUGAAGAGCACUGUAACCUAGCUUCUGCGCCGGUUCCCCCCUGCAGUUUCUUCUUAAAGGGGAAGAGCUGGUCGAUGUCUGUUGUGGCGAAAACUGACUCAUACAUCCUCAUUUCAAAAGUAUUGAAAUAUCCCUUUAAAGCCUGAAAGUGGUACGACUUUCAGAAGUCAUCAGGGUGAGAUUUCUGUCAAUCCAGCAUGUAAAGAAAAAAGCAAGCAACUGCUGCUUUGUCCACAGGGGGCGCCAAAUUUGCAAGACCUGACUGUUCCUCACAGGAGCUUUAACUCAGAGGACAAACUUUUACAUUCAGGGCUUUCAUUCUCUUUGCAGCUGAAAGCAAGGACAUCUGUCUCUCACACAGUUGUGUUUUUGUGCAUUCGUGACAUGGUUAGGAUGUUUCUUAUGAUUUAAAACAGAGUGAGGGCUUCAGCGUUAGUGGAAAUCACUGUUUGCGUAACUCUGUUUUAACAGAUGUAUAAUUCAGUCUAACUUAAGCCUGAGCUCCACAGAGGUCGUUUUAGAUGCUUUGAGUCUGACUAUGUGAACACCUGAACCAUGAAUAUGCAGGAUAUUUCCCCCUCUGUGUUUAAAUCAGAGACAUUUUCAGUCUGCAGGGACAGUUUGUACACUGUCUCGGUCACGUGCUUUGUGGUUAGCCGAGCGGUUGCUGCUCUCCAGCUCUCCUGACGGGGUGAUGGAUGAUCCGCUGUGCAGAGGAGGAGGCCAGAAAAACAUUUUUCCUGUUCUCUGUCAUUUUAACUCUCUGUCUGUCCUCACAGUUUGUGUUUGGUGGAGUAAUAGUUCAGCUUUGGAUCAGCCUGAACUUCAAGAUUCCUGAGACAUUUAUGGGACGUGUGUCUAAAAGUGGCUCAUAGACUAGAACUUAUUGGAAUCACUGUCCAUCAAACAGCAUAAAAAUAGCUCAUUUAAAACAGAUUCAUAAUCUGCCUGUUUUCAUUCUAACAAGUUUAAUCAUAGAGUUAGAGACUGUGUUUAAUCCAGGCUAAGUUUGGACGCUCGUCCUUGGAGCAGAAGUUAAAUUACAGUGCCUUUUUUUAGCUUCAUCUGUAGUUAUUACAAUCAUGAGAGUGUUUACUCAGAGCCAUCACCAUCCAGACACAUUUUAGAGAAACUAGUACUUUUGUAGGAAUCAUGAAUACAGCACAGAGCCACUUUCACUUCUGUUCAGAGUACAAACAAAACCACUUUGGCUGCUUUUGAAUAGCAGAAACCUGGAACCUUUAGAGGAAUUCGGUAUGUCUCAACAGCAGGAACAGGGUCUAAAUUAAGUUCUAUGGGGGCUGAUCUGCACACUUGGAGUCUCUGUGAGAGGGGUACGACUCUCUAAAGGUGCAGGAACUUUAGAGUGGAGGGCCUGAAGAUGAGGUCCUUCAUUUACAUUUGAAAUAUGAGGGCUUCUUCUUAUCGGGAAACAGUCUUGUUUACUUUAAAAAUAGAUGCUUAAUUUACAAACAGUCACUAGCUGAGCAGAGAGAGGAGCAGACAGGUAGAGGAGAUUAAACAACAGCAAAUAUUUCCUGUAACCUGCUGAUUUCUAGUGAUAGCUAACCUGUGGGAACCAUUUUUACACCAAAGCUCAACAAAGACUCACAGAGCUGUAAAAGUGUCUGAGCCAUGUCCCCCGUCAAUUGAUACAUCAGGCACUAAAACAGACAACAAACAGGUUUGCAAGGGGCUGACUGUUUGUAUGUCAGUAAAUGUAAACAUCAACUUUACAGCUCUACCACACAUUUCUGCUUCUAAACUUUCAGGCUAGAGCCCAACGCUAUAGAGCAUGCUCAGAACUCCUGGGCCAGUCUGACGCCAAGCAUUUAUGCAAGGAGAAAUAUCAGACCGCAUUGUUUGGGUGUUUAAGAUAAUAUGAAGUUUGAUUUAUUGUGAGUCCAGUCAGAGGCUGCAGUGUCAGGACCACAAUUUAGGGCCAUUUUCUCCAGAACUCAUGUUUGGAUAUGACCGUUUGGUUAGGUUCUGGGAAGACUUUGGGUCACACACCAAAAAAAAAGGUUCCAUUUGUAUUCUUUUUUUAACAAAAGUUCCAGGAACCAUUUGGUUUCAUAUCAUCAGGUUAUGGGAUUUUUUUUGUUCCUGUGCGAUCUACCUGUCUGUAUGUAAAUCAAGCUCCCUUUAGCAUCUUAGAUAUAAACAAGGUGGUUUCCUAGUAAAACCAACACCAGAAACUGUUAGAACAGUUAGAAGACAGUUUUUGUAUGUGAGAUAAUGUCCACAACAUCUCCACCUUAGAUGUAAGUUGAGGACCUGUUGUGAAUGAGAUUGUCUCAGACCCUGUCCCCCUUCAGCUCCUGGACUUCCCUCUAAGCAGGAUGGAGCGAUCAGUUACCUCAAAACUAAAUUUGGACCCGGGUUCCUGCUGUUAAAACACAGUUCCCUACAGGGUCCUUGGUCUCUGAGGUGGAGGCUGCAGUUUUAGGACCACAGUUCUGGACUUGGGUUUCAUCACAACAGUAAAGGCGAGGAUUGGGCAAAGGUGUGGGUCAGACAGUAAAGAUGGUUACAGUUAGGUGCUUAUUGGAAAAUUGUUGUGCCUCACACUUGAGGAGCUGUCAGGUGGUCCAGCAGUCUGUCCGUGGUUCAAAUGGGAGGUUUGAAGAUUUUACUGGUAAGCUAAAAAACACUCAAGGAUUGUGUAUCUCAUCUGGCCUGUAAACGCCUCAGGUGGAGCUGGAAAAAACUGAUGGGGAAAAUGACGUCUGUAGCCGUGUAAUCCUAUCCUGAAUGAGCAAAAGAACUGGAGGGUGAAUGUUCGUUUAUUUCUUUUCAUUCAUUUGAUGGUUUGAUAGUUGUUUCUUCCUGCAGACUCUUUUCUUACUCUAAGGGUCCUUCGUGUUUAAUCCGACUACCCUUCUUAUCUUUUCGCGUCUUAGAGAAACAGGAAGGCGCUGUGAUUUAUGGUCUUCCUGUUCCUCACUGUCCCAUGACUGUUGUUGUUGUUACUUGGUCAAAGGUCAAGUCUCUUCUCUGGCCAUCCUCCAUCGAGUUUUACUAGUGACCAGCAUUUAAAAGUCUCACCACAGACAGAUAGUUGAACACCGAGCCGGCUCAGCCUUCACCCUCCAGCCUCAUAAACGAACACCACAAUGGCCAAGUCAUCAGAGCCAGGCUGGAAGUCCCAAAAAGAGAUGGAAAAGGAAAAUAUAACACAGCUUGAAACUCAAAGCUCAUAGAUCUGAGUCGUAGAAAUCGUUAUAGGCCCUCUGAGACUUCUCAGGUCAGAGUCGGGCCACCUAUGACUCAGAGUUUAAAGGAGGAGGUGUUUAUUGGUCUGCUAACCUUGUGCUUUUAUCCUUACAGGUUCCCCUGGGUCCAGACGAGGAACCUAUGGCCAAGGUAGACCUGCUGUUAUGUAACACUGCACUUUUUAUGCAUUUUUUUACUGUUGCACAAAACACACAAACAGUUUCCUGCUGCCCUCCAGCAUGGUCAAAGCUCUGAUGAAUUUGCAUGCCCCAAAUAAAAUUGCCCUCUCUGUGGUUAAAAAUUAAACACGACCUCAGUUCAGGCUCAGCCUGCAGAUCUGAGUACCAGUUAUCUCAGGUGACAGCUCAGCCAAUGACCUCUAUGUAUCCAGUAGGGCUGGGUAAUAUGACUUCAAAUUAAUAUCAUGAUAUAUUGAGCAGUUCACCUUGAUAAUGAUAAAUGGACAAUAACUACUCCACAAGCUGCUCAGCCCCUCCCACAUUAACUUCAUCUACUUCAGCCGCUUCAACUUUUGAACCGUCCUUCAUCUCCUCAUCUGUCUUUCCCUCUUUGUUAUGGGGUGGAUGGGGUGGAGUCACGCCUCUGAUGUAGAACAGUGUGUUAAAGAGACAUGAGACCAUAGCCUACCUACACACAUCCAAAACCAACUUUUAUUACUUUAUUUUUUGACACCAAAUAUAUCGAUAUGGGCAAAAUGAUGUCAGUUAUUGUUGUAAAUUUUGGUAUCUGUAAAUUUUCGGUUUAUCGCCCAGCCCUAGUAUCCAGUAUUCAAAUGUUGAGAUGUCUGUUUUGUUGAACUGCUUUAUUCUGCAUAUUCUUCCUGCUUCCUCUACAAAUUGCUGAACAACCCACUUCCACUCCACCGACUCUGUUCUUCACCCUUUUGGUCUUUGCUGCUGCUCUCCCUGCCUUGGAUAUUAUGUAUGAGUAUGAAAGAGCAAGUAAAUGUGUUACCCCCUGCUAGCCUUAGGCAUUCUUCAAGUGCUCAUGGGAGAAGAGAGAGCUCUACCUUAGGGGUCUUUGCUGCUACUCUCCCCGCCUCAGGUUUUAUAUUCCAAUUUGCACAUGGACUUGCAGGGGGCUCUCAGAACAGAAAUAAUCUAAAUAAUCUAAACUAUCAAGUCUUUCUGUCUGAAAAAAGCUGAAUUUAACUAAAACACAUUUUUCUUAUUUGCUCUGUUUAUGUUACAGGACAGUCGAUAAAAAUGUUCAUCCGAGGCCGUCCAAUCACCAUGUACAUCCCCUCCAACAUCCAGAACUAUGAGGACCUGAAGAUGGAGCCACCCUCAGAGAGACUGGAGCUGGACUGGGUGUAUCCUUUUCUAGCUUCAUGUCCGUAUUUAUGAGAGCUGUGUUACAUUCAGACGGAGCUGAUUUCACUGUGAGGUUAUUUCCUGGACUGAAGCCACACUGUCAGUAAUAGAAAUGAUCUUUUUUAAAGGUCCGCAGAGAGCUGAAUCAACCAAAGAUUAACUGUUAGACUUGGAUAUGUGGAUACCAGAUGUUUAAUACACAACUUUAUCGCCAAAACUUGAUUUAUUUUCAAACAUUUACCCGUAGAUCAGUCAAUAUUAAAACACGAGAGUAGUCUUGUGAUUCACCUUGACACUGUGAUGCAGGUAUGGUUAUCGGGGGCGGGACUGCAGAGCUAACCUGUACUUCCUGCCGACAGGAGAGGCGGUGUACUUUAUCGCCUGUGUUGUCGUUCUCUACCACAUCAACAACCGAACACAACGACACUACCGCAAACACACCGACUGUGUCCGCUGGUCAGUAAAGAGAUUUUUAUCAUCUGUUUUUGAAACAUAAAGAAUCUGAAAUCAUCUGAACUUUUUUGUAAGAAAAUUAAAAAACUGUCUUGUUCUAAAACAGAUGAGAGAGGUAGAAACACAGAUACGCCAGCAUAAUAGCGCAUAAACUCUUUGAAAUGUUUCUUUAUGAGUGGAUGUGCUGUAAAGAAAAAGUGUACGAUGGAAAUUCUUUAGAUUUUUUGGACAGGACUCGGGGACACAGUGUCCUGUGGACAUGAUUCAUAUAUCCCUAAAACUCUUGCUCUCUUACCUCUAAAGUAAUAAACAUACAUCUUUGCUGUGCAGAAAUCUUGUGUACUUUCAGACUUUAUACCUCCUGCUGCCAAGUCGCCUCUGCCAACAAUUUCUCACAGAUUGGAAACCACUUUUUUACAUCAUCCAUCUUUCUGUAGAGUCAGUGGCUGCACUGGGUUCGACUGCCUUUUGUUGACAGCUCCCUCAAUCAGGUCUUUUGUGCUUGACUGAGGUGUUUAAAAAAUUGGUAAGAUUACUUACUCGUGUUGUCUGAGUCUGUCUGAAGACGUAACAACACGCCAGGAAUAGACAUGCCAAGAGCUGAUGAAGUUAUUUUUGGUUUAACCUGGAAAUGAACUUAACCAGGUCUUUAUGUGGCGGCUCAGGGCGGGUACCGGGUUGAUUGUGUGCAAGCAGACAUGUCUUUGCCUGCCUUUAGGCCACUCUUACCACAAACCUGUACAAAAUAUAUCGACUGAAAGAAUGGGUGUGAUAUAACGUUCAUUUUUUCAUCUGAAUCAGAGUUAUGGGACUUUCCCUCCUGCUGUAGUCCUACUGAGUACAGAAAGUGUUUACACAGGCCCCGGUGAACCUCACAGAAAUUUAAUAUAUCUGUUUUAUUAAGAAAAUCAAUCUAAAUUCAAUACCAGACUGUCAACAAGAAACAACCUGCGAAACAACGAGACUUGAUUUUGGAAGGUUGCUGACAAGCAGGACUUGGACACACAUGUAGUUGAUGGAUAAAAUUAUGAAUUUAUCUUCUACCAAGUAAAAUCUAAUGUAAAAUCUCUCAGUACCCAGAAGUAUAAAGGUGAAGGGUUGAACAGACUGAGUUUUAUUAGCAGUCUUUAAAAAUAAUGGUUUCUAUUAGAGCGCAGAGCAUGGACAGCAGCUGAAAAUAACUUCAGGGUCUGACAGCUCGCUGUGGUUUUGGCUUGAGGAGACGGGAGCGUGGAUAUAUAAGUGUCCAUUCUAAUACAUGAAAAAUAAAAGCAACCAGAUUGAAUUUAAAAAAGAAAAAUACACCAUCCCUAUAAAAUAUGUGGCUUUAAUGAGGAAUUUACUGCAGUUUCCACAGUCUCAAAAGUCUUAAAGCAGUGCAGUCUUAAAUUGCAGUAGCACGUGUUUCAUUUCUUUAAAGGUCUUAUAAGGAGUCUCAAACUGGAUAUGAAAAGGCCUAAAUUAAUGCUGGUGCUUCUAUAUGACCCACAAAAACAAAGGAGUCAAUGAGGGUUCAAAAGUAGGUUUAUUUGAGUGUUAAAAUAAAGCAGGCUGAUUGCACAUCACUAGUUUGUUUGUAUUUUUUUUUUCAAUUCUUAUUCUAACAGGUUAUUGUUCACUUUGUUUUUUUAAACCCUAACUUGUCAUCAAGUUAAUAAUAAUCUUUGUCCCUCCUGCAGUCUGACUCUCCAUCCUGACAAAGUGAGGGUGGCGUCUGGACAGACAGCUGGCGUGGAUAAAGAUGGCAAGGUGUAAAAAAACAUCAAGUCUUUUAUACUUUUUGUUACUCACAAAAGUUUUUUGCCAGAGUUUUAUCUUUAAUUUUGUCUCCUUUAGUUUGUCCUGGUUGAUGUAGUUUAGAGCUGACUGUAUGUUUGUGUGUUUUAGCCUUUACAGCCUUGUGUUUAUAUCUGGGACUCGACCACGCUCAACACUCUGCAGCAGCUCGGUGGAGGGACUUUCCAGAGAGGAGUGGGAUCGGUCGCUUUUUCAUUUGCGGUGAGUCCCAUCCACUGAACAUAUCAACUCUGAUGAUACUCAUUCCCUCAGGGAUGCUGGAUUUAGACUGGGAGCUGAGAACAAGCAGGAUGGACUAACUAAUCUCUAGAGAGGAGGAUAUAGAGUCCAAGAUUUUCAAAAGGAACGUCAGAUUUAGAUGUGACAGACAGUGGGACAGUUUUCCACUUCCCCUCAGUCCACUUUAAAUAGACUUAAUAUAUCUGGAUCAGUUCUAUUUAUAUGAUUUAUCUUUGUAUGGUAUAUUUUUAAGCCACAGAUAAUGGUUUAUGGAAGUUAUUUUGAGCACAUGCGGUGAUUUCCACUACAGAGUCAUGUAUAUUUUUAAUGCAGUUCUGCCUGAGGGCCUAACGGCAAACACCUACAAUACUUCCGCCCAAGCUAACUUACUGUGCCCCCUAUCUGUUAUAAGUAUGUAUUCAUUUGGAUCCCCAUUAGCUACUACCUAAGUAGCAGCUACUCUUCCUGGGGUCCGCAAGAAGACAGUACACAUUUGUAUAGACUAAAAUGAUAAAAGUCCAAACAGGAGAAUUGUACAAGAAGUUAAAAUCAUAACUAAAACAAGAAUUAUGAUGAUAUUACAUUUUCAAUUACAAUAGACACCAUUAAAGGCCAAGAUAAAUCUACUAGUGAUCAAAAUCUCAUUGGCAUGUAUUGUAUUUUGUCACAGCCUAGUCUAAGUGUUCUGUCUCUUAUUUCAUUGAGUCUGGAUCAUUAGAUAUUGGUAGACCUACUUUUAAAACACAUGGUUAACCUUGUAAUGACAGAUGGAAGACUAUUCCAUAUUUUCCUACCUCUGAACAUGACAGGACGCUGUCCAGAGUUAGUAUUGGUGAGUAGGAGUGUUAAAUAAUCAUUUGAUGCAUGCCUUGUGUUGAAAUUAUGGCCAUUACGACUAAACAGUAAUUGAUUAAACAAAACAUUUGGCCUUUUAUACACUAAAAUUUCUCUGAAGAAGGAAAGCAGAGACACAGUAAUCCUCUCUUUUCAUCAAUGUCUCUUUUACCAUAAAUUUAUGUGGUUUUAUGGAGAGCUCUUAGCCUUAAAAUAGAUGUGAUAAGACAAUCAUGGUUGAUUUUGAUGUAAAAUUGGAUAUUCAAACAGAGGACCUAAUGGGAAUACUCAUGUUUACACUCCAGGAUUUGCAGUUUUGUAUUGUGCUCAUCUGGAAUUUGAAUGAAUCUCUGUUUGUUGAUGUUGUUUUCAGGACGGCGGAGCGUCUCUGUGUGUGAUCGAUGACUCUAAUGAACACAUGCUGUCAGUGUGGGACUGGAACAAAGCAACCAAGACAGCAGAGGUCAAGGUAAACACUUCAAUAACAGAAAACACAGAGCAGUUAACUUUCACAGUGAAAGGACAGGCAGCUUUACCCAUAACAAAACCACUGCUGACUGUGCACACGUGUUGUUUUAGCAGCAGUGAUAUAAAGACAUGUUAAAGCGUUAAAUUAAAACUGAAGUAGAGCUGUCAGGAUGAGGCCGACUGCAGUAACAGCAGAAUAACUCACACAGGAGAAUAACGCUCUGUGCAGAGAGGAAGUCAGGGGGAAAGACGGCCGCCGAGUUUCUGCUCUGCUUUUAUGGGCUUCAUCCCAAAACGCCUCAACUUCCCUUGGCGCUGUUUCUGCACUGCUGGCAUGGCAACAAUGUAAAUAUUGUAUACACUGAACAUGUGUGUGUGUGUGUGUAUUCUGUAAUGUAGCAGAGGAACACACUUUGAUCAUGGUUGUAAUCUCAGGGGUCCGACAUUGUGCAGGAUCGUGUGUUUUUAUGAAACCUGCUGCGCUCAUGGUUCAGAUUUUGGGAGAGAUCCAGUUCUUGACGGGUCGACUCUGACAUACACUACACAAACGCACACAAAUACACACUCCUCCAACAGGAACAAGAUAAUUACCCCUCCUCCUCCUCCUCCUUCUCCUCCUGCAGUGAAGAAGUCCAUAUGCUUCUUUACAGCUCGGACAUGAAUGAGCUGUUUGUGCAGCGGCAGUGAAGUUCUUUGAACACACACUCACACUGAGGCUGUUUGUGUAUUUGCAUGUUUCUCUGGUGGCAGAAAACAUCAGAAAAUAUUUCAUACUCGUCUAGACGAAGUUCCUGGGAAGGUUUUAGGACUUCAAACUCAUGACAACAGUUUUAACGGUUUGGUAAACUAAUAAAAAAAAACAAAUUGUUUCUGAUUAAAUAAAUGUGACUGUGAUAUUUUUAACUCUGAUGUAAGGUGACACUUUAUCUUCUGCAUUUAAAAGAGACUGGUUUUAAGUAGGGGUGUCACGAUACAACUUUUUGACUUCCGAUAUGAUACCCAUAUUGUAGCCUUCAAUAUUGACCGAUACUGAGCCAAUAUUGGCACAACAUUUUGCAUGACAAGUUCUUCACUCAGCUGCAACGUCUUUUUUGGACUCCAACAAAAAAUACUGCCACAAGGCCAACAUCACUCUUACUCCUUGCUUCUUUGUUUGUACCUUAGUACACACUGUUGCUGGGAUUUUGUGGGCUCAGCUUGCUAGAUAGAGGUGCUGGAGUGGAGUGUGGAAUGGACUGCUUGUAUCUGAGUGCUGAUAUCUGAGAUUUUAGAUGAAGGCCGAUAUAAUCAGAUAUUAAUUUUUUUGCUGAUAUUGUACCGAUAUCCGAUAUCAAUAUCGUAUUUUAUCGGGACACCCCAGUUAUAAGUUUGGUGCCUUUUUGCUCUAUUGUAAAGACAGUAACUGACUGAUUUCAGUGCUCUCAGAUCCAUGCGUCCUGUAUGUGACUCAGCUGUCAUUCAUGGUUGUUAUUGUGCUAAUUUAGUUGUUUUUAUGUGCGUUUUUUUUUGUGUGUGUGUGUGUGUCUCAGAGCACCAACGAGGCUGUGUUUGCGGUCGAAUUCAACCCCAGCGACAGCUCCAACAUCAUCACCUGCGGGAAAUCUCACGUUUACUUCUGGACGCUCAGCAACGGGCAGUUCACCAAGAAACAGGGCAUUUUUGGAGUAAGACAUGUUUUGAUCUCAAUCCCAGUCUGACAGGAGAUGUUUUAUGAAGAGAGCCGAGAGGAACGAAGUGAAGGCUCUGCAGACACAUCAGAGUCCAUGCCUUGUAAGAGAGAAGACCAGGAAUGUCAUUUCUUGUAUUGUGGAUUUUUUUGGAGAGGACAGGUCACAAGAAGCAGAGCGCUCUCUCCGACAAGAAAAACAAGGCUCUCAAUUUUAAACUUUUUUAACUAAUAACUUAGUUAACGUUUUCAAAUGUUAACCCUCACCUUAAAGGCAAUACAGCAGUACAUAUAGAAGUUAUACACAGUGAAAUAGUACAUCACCAAUGUUACUUUAUGACAGUGUUUAACAAACAAACUAAUAGUUUUUUUUUUUUUUAUCUCAGACAUGUAUUCUUUCACGUACCUUGACAUGUUUUCGCAGAAACUUCACCCUUCUCAGAAGUGUCAGUUGGUGGUAGGUUUAACACGUCAUAUCAGCUAGUGUUGCGGAGGUGUGACCCUCCUGUCAAAUUUUUUGAGAGGACAGUCACAUCUACCACCAAGUGAUACUUUGGAGGAAGGCGAAGUUUCCGCCGAAACAUGUCAAGGUACGUGAAAGAAUACAUGUCUGAGAUAAAAAAAAAAAGAAAACUAUUUCUAAGUAACUGAAGACAUACUGAACAUUAUUCAACAACCAAACAAACUAAUGAAUGCUAAAAUAUACCUCAGUAAAUCCACCAUGGCAUCAAAAUCUUGUCCUCUGAUGAUUUUUUUUUUUACUGUCUCUGUGGAAAUCAUUUUUUAUCAAAUAAAAAUCCAAGUUAAGGAUAAUAAAAUAGAUCUGCACUUAAAAUAAACUUUUUUUUAUUUUUUUUUUUUUUUUUUUGCAGAAAUACAAGAAGCCAAAGUUCAUCCAGUGUUUCGUGUUCAGUCUGACCGGAGACGUUCUGACCGGAGACUCUGAAGGAAACAUCCUGACGUGGGGAAAAUCCGCCGCAGACAUUAAAACACUCGGAAAAGGAGCCAAAGGUCAGAGAAAACAUGAAGACUGAGCGAAGUGCCAACAUUUAGUGUUUUUGUCAGAUAAAUAGUUAAACACACUUCCUCAUAAUUGAUAUUUUAAAUAAAUAAAACUUCCAGUCCUAGUUUUGUUACAUUCUUUUGAAAAACAAAACUUUUUUUUUCUUUGCAGAAACAUUUCAGAUCAUGCGUCAGACUCGAGCCCAUGAAGGCAGUGUCUUUACUCUGUGCAACCUGCAGGGCGGCGCUCUCCUCAGCGGGGGAGGAAAGGACCGAAAGAUCAUCCGUUGGAGCGCCGACCUGGCUCCUGAGAGAGAGUGUGAGGUGAACGGCAGCUCUGCGUGCGUGUGACGUGUGUGUAACGUUAAGUUCAGAUUGGUGUUAAAGCCAUAUGAUUGGUUAACGAGGUUUUUGUUUCAGAUUCCAGAGAAGUAUGGGGCGGUUCGUACCAUCGCAGAUGUGGACGGUGAGGAGCUAUUAGUCGGAACGACCAGGAACGCUGUCCUCAGAGGGACUUUCUCAGACGGAUUUGUGGCCAUUGUGCAGGUAGCUAAAAAAUAAAACAUUUUCAUUUCUACUUGGCGAUGUUUCAGAGUGAAAGCUGCUCAACACUUUAAUACAUGGAGGGAAAAAUGUAAACUCUUAGAUGUUUGUCUCUGCAGCCUUUCUUCAUAACUGUGUGUGUGUGUGUUUCUCAGGGUCAUGUAGAUGAGAUGUGGGGUCUGGCCACACACCCCUCUCAGAACAUCUUCCUCACCUGUGGUCAUGACAGACAGGUGUGUCUGUGGAAAACGGAGGAGCACAAACUGGACUGGAGCAUCAGUCUGGAGGUAAAACUCACUGAUCCUGGAUUUUUACACUCUGAAAACAGACAUUUGAAUGUUCUGACAGAGAGCUUUACCCCAGGGUCCCUUUUUCUCCUUUUUAUACAGGGUCUUAUUUAACAAGUGUCUUUGGUGAUGCUUUUCCUGCCUCGGCUUUUCAUGCAUGCACAUAAAAAAGGAAUGUUGUCCAGAGUCAGAUCAUUAGGCAGAAGAGUUACGGGGCGCAGGAACUUUAGCUUGCCAGCAUUACAAACUAACGUACAGCUACAGGCAGAGAGAGAACAGUAGGUAGACAUGCACAAAGAGGAGGUGUGUUAGUAAAGCAGUGGGACAGAGAGAGCACAAGGAUUCCUAUGCUGAAUAAAGAAAUUUUUAAACACAUAUAUGGCUUUUAGUUCAGCAUGAGAGUUGUGUAAUCUCUGUCCUUUUAUGUCCUUUAUGGUCCUAAUCCAUGUUUUUCAUUGCUUCUAUUUUUUCACAUUUUUGUGUUUUUAUUUCAUUUUUAUUGUUUUUUGCCUCCUUUUAUGUAUUUCCUCUUGAUGUUUUUUUUUUUUUUUUACCUAUGCAGUGUUUGUUCUUUUUGAUUUUACUGUGCAGCACUUUGGUAAACUUAAAUGUUUUUAAAAUGUGCUAUAUCAAUAAAGUGGAUUGGAUUGGAUAAAUUACACUAAAACCUUUUCUAAACUCCUGUGUGUGGGUCUAACAGGAAUAUGGACUGUGUGCGGGUUUCUGUCCAAACGGCUCGGUGGUUUCAGUCGGCCUCAACACAGGAAGGUAACAAAGGACACACACCACAGUGCUGUUACUUAGACUAUCUUUUCAAAAGUGAGUUUUCUCAGUGAGUCCUGCUAGAAACAAAACUAGAAGAACAAUGAGCUUAAAGUAAGACUGUAAAGAUUCUCUGUGUGUGUUGUCAUUUAUUUGCAUUUAAAGGAAUAUUUCAGUAUUUUUGGAGUGAGGUCGUAUGAGUUACUUGUCGCCAGAAGUGUUUUGCCUCAACAGAUGUCAAUCAGCUUGGCCCCUUUAGUAAAAAACUACAGGGGGAAGCAGCAUGCAUGCUUGGCUACAGUUUUCAGCAGACGAGCCUCUGCCAUGACAUUCAGCUAAUUUAGGGACAUUUUCAGCACUUGAGAAAAAACAUUCAUUUUUGCAGUAUUUGUAGGUGCAACACUUCAGAAAUACUGAAAUGUCCCCUUAAUGUGCAGCCAUGAAACUGGUGUGAAUAUGUGCAGAUGUUAAUUAUGAUGUCCUGGGCUCCCUGUCUUUCUCUGUGCUGUUGUGCCUGUGACAGGUGGGUGGUCCUGGACCUACUGACCCGAGAGGUGGUCUCCGAGUCCACUGACGGGAAUGAGCAGCUGUCCGUCAUGAGAUACUCACCUGGUCAGAAUAAGUAUUUAUAAUAUUCACACUGUUAAAUGGAGGGUUUUCCUGUAUGACUUUUGCAGAGUUUGUAGACUUUUCCUCCAACAGCCCUCCUGGUGUUUUGUCAUUUCAGACGGCAGCUUUUUAGCCGUGGGGUCUCAUGAUAACUUCAUCUACAUCUACACUGUGACAGAGAGUGGCCGGAGGUACACUCGCUUCGGGAAAUGUAACGUGAGUUCAACAGUUCCAGAAUAAUGUUCCUGAGUGUCAGAUGUGGAAGAAUGAGUGGAUUUCAUCAUCUACAGUACACAAUUGUCCCCCCACCAAAAAAUCCAGUUUUGCAUGAGUGGACUCUGUAUCCACCAGUGCAGGUUCAUACCCUACAGGAAAAAAUCUCACAUCUCACUUUUCAUAGUCCAGUAUAUGAUCUCCGGACUGGAAAGUUUGGGAACACUUGAUUAAAGUCACUGAGAAGUUCUGGAUCACACAGAUUUUAGUGACUGUGAUAAAAUUGUAGAGUAACAGACUCCUCAUGUCCUGACUGAGUCUCUGCUUCUGUUCCAUUCAGGGUCACUCCAGCUUCAUCACUCACCUGGACUGGUCCAAAGACGGGAAAUACAUCAUGUCCAAUUCAGGAGACUACGAGAUCCUUUACUGUGAGAGAACAUAUACACCCUCAGACAUCAGGAACACUGUUUCCUGUCUGCAGACUGUGAUGACGACUUUGUGUGUGUGUUUAUGUGUAAUCAGGGGACAUCGCAGGGGGCUGUAAGCUGCUGAGGAAUCGCUUUGAGAGCAAAGACAGAGAGUGGGCGUCUUAUACCUGUGUUCUUGGCUUCCAUGUCAUGGGUAAAACAACUACAAUGUUCCUCUUCUUCUUCUCUUUUCAUCAGGUUCAUUUAUUCACAUUUAUUUAACAAGAGACGCCUUGUUCAAAACAAAAUCUUAGCAGCAGCACAUUUCAACACAAGCUAGUGACACACAAAACAUACAAAGAAUGACAACAGAAAUAAAAAAUAAGUCAUGUGUCUGAGUCAGGGAGCAAAGACUGUAGCUUCUAGCCCUUUUUCAAAUCAAUAAAAGUUUAAAAAAAAGAAGGAAACCAGUUAAAAAUCAUCUUACAGAAAAGACAUGUUAGUGAUUGAGUCUGCAGAUAGAUGGUGCAGACCAGCCAACUUAAGUGUAAAGGGAGCAGUGAUGAGUUAGAGACUUCAGAUUUUCAAUGGUCAUGAUGAACAGUAAGUAGAUGCAUGCAUGUAUAAAACAUCAGUAUAGUCAGUCAGGGGCAUAAAUGCGGCAGCAUAUGUGGAGGAGAAAUGCAUUUUUUGGGGUUUAUUGUCCAAAAACAUGAAGCACAGAAACCUUGCACAUUGAGUCUGAUGUGUUUAUUUGUCUAUCUAUUUGGAAAAUUUGCAGUAUAAAACACCUGAGGCAUCAAGCUGUGAGGGUGAUUUUCUAUUUCUUUACUGAUUAAGAAUAGAAAAAAGGAAACAAACAAGAGCUGAUAACAGAGCUGCAGAAUCAUCCCAGUCCAUUUUAGGUGUAUUUUUACUAGCAGAAUGUUCUGGUACAGACUAAAGACACACAAGUGCAUGCAAGCAAUUAAUCUUAAAUGUGCAAAGUUCGCAAAGACGCCUGGAUCUGUGGAGGUUCAGUCCACGUUUUCCCUUUUAUCAACUCCUUGCAGGCAUGAAGAACACAGAAAAUUAAACCUGUACCAAAGUAAUGAUAGAAGAAAGAUACAAACUUGAUUAUUCACAACAUGAGACAGUUUUUUUUAAGUACAAAAAUGUCAGAGGACAAAAAACAGACCCAGAGCAGAGAGGCCUUUAUUGCCAUGACAAUGAAGGUAUUCACUCAUUCAUUCAUUCAUUUCUGAAAUAAAAACUCAGCUCCAAUCACUGAAGGAGUCCUAUGAAGCUCAGAGACAGAGAAUCAGACUGUGGCACACCCCAGAGUCUACAGGUAUAGAGAUUCAACUGCUCUGUCCUUGAGUUAGUAGCGUCAUGAGCUCAUGUUAAUCAGAAAGCAGCAGUUAAGUGAAUCACUAUAGAGUCUUAUUGUUCUAUUGAAAGUCAGGUGUGUGACUGUUGUUGUCUCUGUGUUUCAGGUGUGUGGUUGGAGGGCUCGGACGGCACAGACAUUAACGCUCUGUGCCGCUCUCACAGUGAGAGGAUGGUUGCCGUGGCCGACGAUUUCUGUAAAGUUCAUCUCUUCCAGUACCCCUGUCCUAAACCGAAGGUACCAUCUCUGCACAUCUCACCAUCACUUCUUCAUUAACUUCUUUUCUCUGUUUUAGCUUGUACCUAAACCAUCACCUUGCUCUGUGGAAGCGUGAUGUUCUUAAACUGGGGAUGUUAUUAAAGGUGCAUGUUAACCUGCUAAAUCUGGGCUGGUCAGACCUGGUAUACUUAUGUAGGUGUACUGGGUCUGUCUCUAGAGACCCCCUGUGGUGUGAGCUCACCUUUCCUCUCUGUGUGCAGAAAGACUUGUGGCCUCAUUUGCCUUCAUUAAACUGUAAAAACCAUCAAAUCAUAAAUAGCUGUGAUUGUGUUAAAGACACUGAAAGAUGAAAAAACCAGAGCACUUUGAGAACAUCAGCUGAGGCACAUCUAACUUUAAUGUCUCACCAUGACACAUAAUAAUAUUAUAAUAACAUCGUAUGAGCCUAUUGAAAUGUCACAUACAUAAUAAGGGUCAACCACUGAACUCAUCUAUAUGCAGUCAUAGCGCCAUCUUGUGGAAGUACAUGGUUCUAACUUUUACAUACAAUGUCCAAUCUGCCUCAGAUUUCUCACUUUUCAUAAAGGUCCUAGUCUCUAUCCAUCUGCAUAUUCAUUAAUGCGAUAGCAAUAGUGCCACCUGUUGAAUUAAAUUAAACACGUGUGUUGACAGAUAUGCAUUUAGCUGAUGAUGAUUGUACCACUUACUCCUGCGAAAUCACAGCUGCAGCACAGGCAUGCCCAGCUGCAUGUCUCACAGCUGGUGCAGGCGCAAAUGGGUGCAAAAGUGCGAGGACCUGUUCAUUACUGCUUGUGGCUUUAAUUUGUUUUAAUUUUGAAGCCUAACCAGGAACAUGAGUCUCAGAUGUUACAGAAACCUGUGUGCAUGGUACCAAUUUGGUUUCAUGCAUUUGUCCUGGUCACCAAACAUAAAAGUAAAUUAAAAAAAAAAAUUUGAAUAAGGAUAAUCCGAGUGCAAAUGAUUUACUCUAGCAGCUGUCUGAUUCUGUGUUUCUAAAAGUAAACUAUUUCUCGACUCCCCAGGCACCGAGUCACAAGUACGAGGGUCACGGCAGUCACGUCACCAACGUCUGCUUCACCCACUGUGACUCCCACCUGCUCUCCAUGGGGGGGAAGGAUACCUGUAUCCUUCAGUGGAGGGUGAUGGGAGGAGGAGUGGGGGACAGCAGGGAGAGGCUGACUUCCCUCUCGUCCACCUCCACCAGCUCUCCAGAGCCAGUAACUGGUUAAUCAGGACCUGGAUGUGAACAGACAGAGAGAGAGAGAGAGAUAUGUUUCCACAGCCAGAAAGGCUGGAGACAACCGUCUGAGCUGCAGCGUUGCGUCAGGUUUCCCCAGAACAUGGGGAGGAAUCAUCUCCCCUCUUCACCCUCACACUCCUCUUUAAUCCUGAUAUGAAACUGGACGCUCUGAUUCAGGAACUCUGUUGGACUCGAGGGGUAGAAGAAGAAGAAGUGGUCUUGUGUGUUUGCUGGUACAGAACAUGACUCGACUUCUGCAGAGACUUUUGAUAUUAGUGAACAUUUCUGUGUUUCCUUUACCAAACUUACCAAAGAGCCGCGUCAUGGUGCUUAACAUCGUGCCUUUAAAGGUGUUAUCACAAUGUUCUUACAUAGUUGUAAUAUUUUAAAGGGAAUUCUGACAUUUUUAAACUUGAGCCUUGUUUUUUUUCAUGUUUAGGUGUCUCAAUGACUCAUACAUACAGAUAGUGUUGGGAUUGCUUCAGUAGAUUGACUCAGCCUGCAGCAGUGAAACAGGCUGUAGCUGUAAAAGUAGUUUGGACUAUUAAAGGUGGGAGUGAAUGUGUUUAAGAGCACCAGAGUGAUGGAGUUUGGCAAUCACAGAAACCAAAUCUGCAAAAACAAAAUUAAGAUAAUAAUAAAGUAGAUAUUGUUUGCAUAUCUCCAGAGAUGAGUCUUGCAGGAUCAGUUAUAGACCUGAAAGUUCACAGUAGAAGCGUGCAAAGAGGUCCCCAGUGCUCCUGUACCCACAAAACAUUAGCUUCUUAGACACUGCCAUAAUUCAGCUUGUAAACACACAACAGGAGCUCCAUAUACCCACAUGCUCAGAUAUGGACUCACACACACGCACAGAGCUGUUCUGCUCAGGCUGGAGUUUUUGACUUGUGCUGGACUGAAGUGAAACAUGCAGGCAAAGAGACUCAAAAGAGAUUUUAUUCUCCAUCUACUGAAGCAACUCCUCAAGUUUUUGUACCUAUAAGUAAUCAAGACUCCUUAAGUUUAUAAAAAAUGGCCAAGUUUAAAAACAUCAGAAUUAACCCUUUUAGCAGUGUUUGUUUUGACAUCUCAGCUAAUACUGAAGCUGUCUGAUUAUUAAUGUUUCCAUUAAACAAACUGUGACAAAUCCUUCCAAUGAAAUCAUCUCUCUGCAUUUUUGACUAAUAGUUUUUUUUUUAGAUCAGUACUCCUAAAAUUAUAACUGUAAUACCCUUUUAUGUAUUUAAGAGAAUAUUGGGAACACUGUGAUGUAUUAAUCUCCCAAUAAAGAACUGAAGACUGGACUGUAA